Messenger RNA from Podarcis lilfordi (Lilford's wall lizard), 45580 nucleotides. The record is from the annotation of a GenBank genome assembly. Lineage: Eukaryota; Metazoa; Chordata; Lepidosauria; Squamata; Lacertidae.
GUCCAAUCUACCAAGGAGGCACACAAAUGAGACCUUGUAAAAGAUACUGUAAAAUGCGAGCUUCACAAUGCUAUCUGUAUGUGACAUCAUAGAUGGGCGGGGGAGGAGACAGUGUGGAACCCCCCCGAGGGAACGAAGCCCAGCAGCCCAGCAGCAAGGAGCAGAGCCCAGACAUGGUCCCCAAGGAGAAGGGAGACGACGGGCUGCAGUGCAUCUUCAUUACCACCAGAGCAUCACCACUUCUGGUGGAAGUUGGAGGGAGGCUGGCAAAGCGAGCAUGGGCAGCGGCAGGCAGAGAGGACAGGUAAGCACAGCCAGUCCAAAUUUUUAAGAGGGGUUGGAGUGGGACUUCUGUGUGGGGUAGGAAGGGGACGGGCCUGUAAGCCCCACCAGUCCCAUCAAGCACCUCCCCAUUCUCCUCCCCUUUCCUUUGCCAUUGCUCUGCAACCUUUCCCAUUCCCAAUACUUCAGUAUCUAUAGGUCUGCUGACAAUGCAGCCACAGGUCAAGUGGGUGGGCCCUUCCAGAGGCAAUGGUGACUAUAGUGGUAAUAAACUGUGUCACUCUGGAUACGGAAGGAAAGUGGUUGGGUUUGCCAAAAACUCUUUAGUGCCUUCAACAAGUGAGCAUCAAGGAUAGGUUUCAAAAAGGUGUGCCCUUCCCGGUUGCAGCAGUAGAGAGAAAAUGAAAGCAUUGCUUGCUAAUUGUUUCCCUGAUAUGGUGCACGUCUUAAAAGGCACAAGAGUCCUAAUUAGGCCUGCAGUGGUCAAAGCAGUUAUGCCAGGGGUUGCCAACAUAUAUGCCCACGGACGCCUUCCCUGGCACCCACAUCCUUCGCCUUUCCACUUUGCAAAUGUGCCUAUGGGCCCAAAAGGUUUGGCAACCCCUGGGCUUUGCCAUGCAGGCAUUAUCGUUGGGCUUGUUUCUUCUCCAGCAGUGAUGUAAUAGUAUGACUCAAAUGGUGAACUGUGGAAGACUGGAGCAAUGGUAGAAACAUUACAACUUUUUCUGAAUAAGGAGAAACUAAACUGUAGCAAUGGAGUUUGACAAGAAAAGGCAAUUUGUUUUAGAAAAGUGUUCUGUAUCUAUGGACUUGACAGUAAAGCAGUGAGUUUCUAACAGCUGAUGCAAACAAUACCUUGGCUCAGUUUUAAAAUGUGGAUUUAGCAAGGGAUAACUUUGUAAGUGAACAUGUUUGACAGUUAAGAAACCAGGAUUCUAGCCACAGCCUGGGUGAUUAAUGCAAACUAUUGCUGUGAUGUCUCCGGAAUUACCUAUUAACUCAGAGUUUAAGAACUGGCUUAUUUAGGUUGCAACACUGGGAGUAAGUCCUACUGAAUUCAAAAGGGCUUACUCCUGUUAGCUCCUUAUAGGAGCAAGCACCACUGGAAUCUACAGAUUCUGCAUUAAACCAGUAAUGAAACACUCCAUUUGUGCACAGCUUCCAGCAAACAACCUCUCUUCAUUAUUGCAGAUCUUAAUAUCUGUACUGAUCAAAAGUAACAUGAGAAGAAGCCUAAAGCAAAGAGAUGCCUGGAGCAUUAGGAUACAUGCCCAACAACCACUGAUAUUUUAGUCUCCAUUAAUGCCCUUAAUGCCUUUUGCCAACGAACUUAUUAUCACAUUAUGAAAUGAUACACUGUUAUGAUUCACCACCUGCAAAGUGGGUCUUGCUAACAGCAUGCCUUCAGAGGGGCUUACUGACAUCACACAUCAACUUAUUGGUGCCAAAAGUGAGCCUUGUCCACCUGCCAAAUUUCCGGCUUGCCAGCUAGAAAGCAUAACUUUACACCUCAAUGUUUGCUUCCUUUGCAAGCCAUUAACAAACACACAAACACCUUGUUCCCUAAUUGCCUCUGCUGUGCAUUAAUGCCAUCCUCAUUCCUAUAGUGCUUCCCAGCAUGCAUGUGCUUGUGUGUACAUACACACAAACACCCCUCUCAUCCGUGGAGCUUAUUAUUAAGCAUGUUGGAUUCUUGUAAGGACAUGCACAUCUUUGCUCAUAAAUAGAUCUUUCUUGUACUGCUCUUUGUGGACAGCAGCAUGUUUACAUUUCUGACUUCUCUAAAUCAACUUGAGAGAUAGCAGCUUAUCUAGGAUAUUACCUACAAUUACACAUCUUCCACGCGAGAGAUAAAAUACCUUUCAGACCAAAGAAAAAGAGCAACAUCUCUUCUAAUUAGCUAUUGUGCUCUUAAAUGCAGCUCAGCUCAUUAACCAGAAUCAUCACAGGAACCCAAACCAUCCAUUUAGAUCUUCUCCCUCAGUAAUUUGACUUUGUUUGCACAGAACUGAGAUUCUCUUACCUGUCAUGCCUCCAGUCCACAUUCACAAUGCUCUCUACUCCCUUAUUCAGUUCCUUCACCUGGAGGAUAUUUUGUUGCUGCAUUGACUGCAGGAACUUGGAGAACUAGAAGAGAGAGAGGCAGUUAAAACUGGGAUACAAUGGUUUUAAUGGUAGGUUUAUUGUAGCUGUGAGAGACAGAAUAACAACAGGAAAACCCCCAGAAACCCAGAAGACAAAUGUCAGAGAUUGAUGUGCAUUAUAAUGAAUGAAAUAAGUAUUUGAUCCCCUGUCAACUAGCCAGAUGUCAGGCUACCUGGUAUCUUCACUGUAUGUAACAAGCUGAGAUUAGAAGCACCUGCUGUAAGGGAGAGGUCUUACCUGUAAUCUCAGCUCGUUACAGUACCUGUACAAAAGACACCUGUCAACAGAAGCAAUCAAUCCAGCAGAUUCCAAACUAGCCACCAUGACCAAGACCAAAGAGCUGUCCAAGGAUGUCAGGGACAGGAUUGUAGACCUGCACAAGGCUGGACUGGGCUACAAGACUAUUGCCAAGCAGCUUGGUGAGAAGGUGACAACAGCUGGUGCAAUAAUUCGCAAAUGGAAGAAACACAAAAUAAUUGUCAACCUCCCUUGGUCUGGGGCUCCAUGCAAGAUCUCAUCUUGUGGAGUUGCAAUGAUCGGGAGAACGGUGAUGAAGCAGCCCAGAACUACACGGGGGGGAAACUUGUCAAUGAUCUCAGGGCAGCUGAGACCAUAGUCACCAUGAAAACAGUUGGUAACACACUACACCAUGAAGGACUGAGAUCUUGAAGAGCCCGCAAGGUCCCCUUGCUCAAGACAGCACAUGUACAGGCCUGUCUGCAGUUUGCCAAUGCACAUCUGAAUGACCCAGAGGAGAACUGGGUGAAAGUGUUGUGGUCAGAUGACACCAAAAUCGAGCUCAAAUCAACUCGCCGUGUUUGGAGGAGGAGGAAUGCUGCCUAUGACCCCAAGAACACCAUCCCCACCAUCAAACAUGGUGGGGGACAUAUUAUGCUUUGGGGGUGUUUUUCUGCUAAGGGGACAGGACACCUUCACUGCAUCGAAAGGACGAUGGACGGGACCAUGUAUCAUCAAAUCUUGGGUGAGCACCUCCCUCCCUCAGCCAGGGCAUUGAAAAUGGGUCGAGGAUGGGUAUUCCAGCAUGACAAUGACCCAAAACACAUGGCCAAGGCAACAAAAGAGUGGCUCAAGAAGAAGCACAUUAAGGUCCUGGAGUGGCCUAGCCAGUCUCCAGACCUUAAUCCCAUCGACAAUCUGUGGAGGCAGCUGAAGCUUCGAGUAGCUACACAUCAGCCUCGAAAUCUUACUGACUUGGAGAGGAUCUGCAAAGAGGAGUGGGACAAAAUACCGUAUUUUUGGCACCAUAACACUCACUUUUUUCCUCCUAGAAAGUAACGGGAAAUGUCUGUGUGUGUUAUGGAGCGAAUGCCUGCGGGUGGCGGGGGGGAUCUGCUGCAGUUGUGAGCAGAGGAUCCAUGGUUCCCCUUCCUUCCCUCCUCCGUGGUUACAAAGCAUGGAUCCACAUGGAUCCUCAGGAUUUUUGCAUUGGGCUACUCCAAACUCACUGUCAGAUCACAUGUCUGUGGCCACAGCAUGAACCACAAAAAUCAUAUAUCCACUAUUUUGUUUAGAAUAUUUUUUUUCUUGUUUUCCUCCUCUAAAACUACAUGCGUGUUAUGGUCUGGUGCAUGUUAUAGAGCGAAAAAUACGGUACCUCCUGAGAUGUGUGCAAACCUGGUGGCCACCUACCAGAAACGUCUGACCUCUGUAAUUGCCAACAAGGGUUUUGCCACCAAGUACUAAGUCAUCUUUUGCAAAGGGAUCAAAUACUUAUUUCAUUCAUUAUAAUGCACAUUAAUCUCUGACUUUUGUCUUUGGGUUUUUGGGGUUUUUCCUGUUGUUAUUCUGUCUCUCACAGCUACAAUAAACCUACCAUUAAAAUAUGGACUGGUCAUUUCUUUGUCAGAGGGCAAACGGGCAAAUUUAGCAGGGGAUCAAAUACUUUUCACCUUCACUGUAUUAUGCACAUGAAAAAUGAAACAAGCAGUAUUCUGGUGUACUUUUUAAAGUUUGGUUUUGUUUGGAUAUAUAUUAUGUUGUAAUUAAAAAAACAACAACUUACGUUUUAAUGAUGCCUGUAUAGUGUUUUUUAAAAAAAUUAUUUAAAACCCCGCCAAUGCAAUAUUAGGCCAGAAUUUUACAGUUGUUUUCAAAUUACUAUGCACACUUACUUCUUAACAAACAUGUAUACGAUUGUGCUAUUAACCAGCAAAAUCAUCUGAAGAUUUCUCACACAUCAAGGAUCUACAUGCACAAAGUGCCUUUGUAGGAAGGGGUCACAGCUUUGGGGCAGAUGAUCUGUGGUGUAUGCAGAAAAUCCCACAUUCAAUCCAAUGUUUCAUUAUUAUUUCUUUCCUCAACCUUUCACGGUACAGAAAAGGACAACAACAACUACUCACUUUUUUGUAGCUUGAUUUCUUUAUGUCUAGUUGUUGACCUUGUGGACUGUUGGUAGAUUGAAAAGAAAAAAAACACAAUUAUAUGCAAGAAACAAGAGGAAUUAGGCCUCUCUCAUUUUUGGUGACAUUUAAGAAAAAACAUGUUUUGUUUCCAGGCUUCUCCCGCUAAAAUAUUCUUAAAACAUGGGCACACAGAUUGGAAAGAAUUUAAAUGUCAUAUAAAGAGAGCAAAUGGAGCCUCCUUCUCCAUCACAAAUUCAAGCAUAAGUACUUAAGAAUCUGCUGAAUCAGGCUGAUGGCCCAUCUUGCCCAAUAUCCUGUUCUCACAGGGGCCAGCCAGAUGCCUGUGGGAAACCUGAAAGCAGAACCCGAGCACAAGAGGCCUCUCCCCUCCUAAGGUUUCCAGCAACUGGUAUUCAGAAGCACUAGUGCCUCCGACUGUGGAGGCAGAGCUGAGCCAUCAAGGCCUGUAGACUUUGAUAGCCUUAUCUUCCAUGAAUCUGUCUAAUCCUCUUUUAAAGAGGUGGCUACCACUGCUUCUUAUGGGAACAAGUUCUAUAGUUUAACUAUGGCAUUUAUUUUAUUUUCGUUAUGCUUUUACUGGAAGAUAGCUUUAGCUCUUCCUUAUGAAUCAUCAAGAGACAGGUGAAAACAGAAUACCUUAUCAAAGUUAAAUCAGGCCAACACAUGAACAAAAGUUUAACCUGUGUUAUAUCUUGAGUACAAUGGUACCUCGGGUUAAGUACUUAAUUCGCUCUGGAGGUCUGUUCUUAACCUGAAACUGUUCUUAACCUGAAGCACCACUUUAGCUAAUGGGGCCUCCUGCUGCUGCUGCGUUGCCGAAGCACGAUUUCUGUUCUCAUCCUGAAGCAAAGUUCUUAACCCGAGGUACUAUUUCUGGGUUAGCGGAGUCUGUAACCUGAAGCGUAUGUAACCCAAGGUACCACUGUAUGCCUUAAAGCAGACUCUGACCCAUGCAGAGUUCGCCUACGAGUUCAUACAGUGACAAUGGCUGAGGCACAGAGUCCUGCGUACAUGCAAGGCUUCUACUCCUGACUCUGGUGAACAGUGUUCUACAAGCACAUUAUGCUCCAUUUCCACAUUUCUCAGCCAGCAACACGGCAGCUCUGCCAGCUUGUAGAAGAUCUUACUACACGUACCAACAUGCGAACAUGUAGUUGCGGAGAAAGGUGCUGGUCAGUAGAGGGAGCUCUGACUUCUUCACUUUACAUUUUAAGGCGUGGAAGAAGCAUUGGUGAAGCAAUGCAUCCAUUUGCUCUAGAAGAAAAGACAGAACCGUUUGUUCUCUACAAGCAGUGCUAUUUUUCUAGAAAAAGAGGUGCCAGAACUCACCAUGAACGCAUCCCUUGUUCUCUUAUAAAGGCAAUGGUGCCCACCUGAGAGGUGCUGGAACCGAGUUUUGGUGAGCUCUAGCUUAAAAAAUAGCCCUCCCUGCCUACGAGCCUCUGCACAGAACGCAACAUGGCCUAGUUCACAAUGUGUCCCUGCCACCUUGUGAACCUCUCAGCUCCUGCCUGUGCCUACGUGUUGUUUCAGUGUUGAACAGGGAAACAAUUUCAGUGCCAUGCAGCGUGGUCACAAGCUAUGAACUUCCACAUACAAGCCUUUUGGUGGCUUAUCCCUCUUCUUUGUCUGUCACGAAAAUAUAGCCACAUGAGGCAAUAAAUGAAAGGAAGAAUGUUAAGUUCAGCAUUGUCUCUACCAACAUUCAGUUUCAACAGAAGAAAGCUGACAUACUAGCAGUGAGCACAGAGCUUAAUGAAAGCUUCUUUCACAUUACAAAGUUAGUAACAAGGUAUAAUGCCCUAUACAAGACAUGGAGUGUGAAGGGGAUACAUUUGUUUGGAUUUUGUUGCUCAUCACAUGCACCAUCAGUGCACAUGCUGCAGGGAAUCAUGGUUACAUGUGUCCUAUAAUCUACACACCUUCCAUCCACCCCAAAAGACUUGCAUUAAUCUCACACAUUACAUCAGGGAUGUGCAGCCUACAGCCCUCCCAGACACUGUUGGACUUUAAUUCCCAUCAGCCCCAGCCAACAUGGACAAUGGUCAUGGACAGUGGGAACUGUAGUCCAUCAUUCACCUAAAAUCAGGAUAGAGGGCAUGUGGUCCUUCAGAUAUUGCUGAAGGACCAUCUCCCAUCAUCCCUGACCCUGGCCAUCCUAGCUGAGGCUAAUAUGAGUUGAAUUCCAAAGAUUUCUGAAGGGUUACUGGUUCCCCAUUCCUGCAUUAUACGGCACAUUGAAAAUGCACAGAGUAUAUAUGUUUAAGUUUGCAUAAAUGAGCAGUUCUGAUCAAAAGGUUGUUACUAGACCUCAUCUAGAAUGCAAAUCCUUGUAUAUAACCCUAUAAUUUUACCUUGUGGACUCCUACUGUCUUCUACCUCCUGAGGAACAUCUAGGUUGUCCUCUUCAGUAGUUUCAGCAGCACCAUUUUCAUUAGGUUCCUCUUUUUCUGUCAUGUCCACACUCUGAAUAGCAUCUUCCAUGUUUAGAUUUCUAAUCCCUGUCUGCAGGCAUGGGUCAAUAGGGUGGCUGUUUUCCUGUGAUUUGCCUUCCCCUUCUCCAGCCUCUUGCUUCUCCUCUUCAGCAUCCAUCAUCUCUGAAGACUCUGCUUCUAAGGGGACUAUUGUUGGUGGGCAUGACUUGUCACCAAACUCCCUUUUUCAAUUUAAAAAGAAACAACAAAAGCAAAUGGCACAAUAAGACUUGCCCCAAAUUUCAAUUUCAGCAAAACAGAAACUCAAAGCAAAAAGUCUAGACUGGGCCAGUUAAGCUAUGAAGUUGUGGAGAACCAUUUUCUUUACUGUAAAGAUUAUGAGCAAAACAAUCUGGAAAAACUGACCACACCAUCACAUUUAUUUAAUGCUAUGCAAGGGGUCGGCUGACUGCCGUAACUCCAGCAGGACCUUAAUAAUACAAUCUCUCUCAAGUCCUUAAGCUGACUUUCAAGUAGUGUGUGGCCUAAAGUUAUAUUCAUUCAUUAAAAGUGUUUUUCAGGAUGCACUAUAGAAGAGUUCUCAGUGUCGCCACAACAGAAAAGGUUCAGAGUUUUCUGAUUUGGUGCUGUGGAACUGAACAGUUUUUCUUAAGUGCUUGUCAAAACCAUGCACCUAUGCUUAGUUUCUACUUGCAUCCUUCUUAUACUUUGCUCAGGGCUCACCCUUCUCUAACCUGAGUCUUGGAUUAGCAUGGGGGCAAAAGCUAACCAUGCGCUAUUGUGUAAACGGUCAAAUAGUUUUGGUGAUACACCUACCAUAAGUGAUCCAUAUAUGUAUGCAGCACUGUGAAGCCUUUUCCUUUCAUUCCAGCUGCCACCAUCUCUGCAGUGGACAUGGUAGCUAUGCCAAUGGCCACAGGGGCACUGAAAAGUAAAGAGAGUAUAGCAUAAAGCAAACAGCUACAUUCUUACUCCAACUAAAGCAGCUCCCAGCUAAGGAAUCUCUCUCAUUUCAGACAUGACGACCAAACCAUGGUUUGGCUGUGUUGAUAACAUACUUAAGGCUCUUGUGCCCCCUCUUCUGCUUGCACACCACAGUUCAAUCCUGCACUUCUUGGAUUUUGGUUACCACUGUUUGCAAAGUCAUAGAUUUCCUCUAAACAAGAAUUGUUCAAACCGUGGUUUCCACUUCAGCUUUGGAAGCAAACAAGUUUGCCUGAAUCAGCCAUCCAAGCAAACUACGGUUACUGGAAAACAGUCUGUGUUCCAAAAUAUGCAAGAGAAGAAGGGAAUACACAACUCUUAAGCAUAUUCAUGAAGAGCUGAGAUGUCUGAACUGGCUAAUGAAUAAUGCCCCACAAUGCGUGAAAAUCAACCCUGCUGCUGGAAGCCCAAAAUUGUUAUGGUGAAUCCAUAGAAGGCAUACACUGUGGCACACAAUCAGAGUCAAAAUAAAUGGGAGUCUCAGAAGGCAUCCCUGUUUUCUACUCGCCUUCUUUUGAAAUCCAAGAGGGAUGGGACAAUCACAUACCUCUCCAUUCAGGCAAGCAAAAGCCAAUGGCCCAUUGUAGUCAGCCAAAGGCUCUCGAGAAGGGCACAGGGCACAGGGCACAGCUGAUGAGGGGUGCAGCCUAAGUGGGGUGCAGCCUAAGGAAAAUCAUGAAGGCCAGUAUGACAGGCCUGGCGGGCCACAUUUGGCUGAUUCUCCCACCUCAAUUUCCGGUCUCAAAAUGCAUUCUAAGAACCACUUCAGAAAGAGGUCAAUCUUUUUAGCAUUAGCCUUCAGGAGAAAUCAUACCUGUUUCCCACCAAGGUGAUGGCACAGAGAGUACCCCGAUCUACCUGAGGAAGACCAUAAGAGGGCACUACAACCCCUGGAAGCAUUAGAUCUGCGGAAAAGACCCUAUAUUAGCAUCUUAGCAAAAUCUUAAAGACACCAGUCAUCCCCUUGUCCUCCACUGCUCUUUUAAAAAACAAAAUUUGACAAAAAUACUGCUUUCAAUGUCUACAUGAAACAAGGGAUUCUCUUGGAUGGCUUCAAAUCUCGGCCCUAAUUGCCAGUGCAGCUCCGAUCAGCCCUGCUACCAUCAAUUCUGCCGCCACAAAGCCAAAAUGUAUCAACUAAAAUGUCAAUUACACAUUAGUUAUAAAUCACAACUUUUUCUUGAGUUUGGAACAUUUUUAUUAGAAACCAGGACUGAGAGAUAUAAUACUGGCUUUCUACUUCAGGCAGUAAUAAAACUGUCAGUGUUCUUUUAAAAAAUAGUUAAUAAUAAUAAUAAUAAUAAUAAUAAUAAUAAUAAUAGUAAUUUAUUAUUUAUACCUCUCCCAUCUGGCUGGGCUUCCCCAGCCACUCUGGGCGGCUUCCAACAAAAUAUUAAAAUACGGUAAGGCAUCAAACAUUAAGAGCUUCUCUAAACAAGGCUGCCUUCAGACGUCUUCUAAAAGUCUGGUAGUUGUUCUCUUUGACAUAUGGUGGGAGGGCGUUCCACAGGGUGGGUGCCACUACCAGAAGGCCCUCUGCCUGGUUCCCUGUAACUUAGCUUCUCGCAGUGAGGGAACCACCAGAAGGCCCUCGGCGCUGGACCUCAGUGUCCGGAUAGAACGAUGGGGAUGGAGACACUCCUUCAGAUAUACUGGACCGAGGCCGUUUAGGGCUUUAAAGGUCAGCACCAACACUUUGAAUUGUGCUCGAAAACGUACUGGGAGCCAAUGUAGGUCUUUCAAGACCGGUGUUAUGUGGUCUCAGCGGCCGCUCCCAGUCACCAGUCUAGCUGCCGCAUUCUGGAUUAGUUGUAGUUUCCGGGUCACCUUCAAAGGUAGAGUGCAUUGCAGUAGUCCAAGUGAGAGAUAACCAGAGCAUGCACUACUCUGGCGAGGCAGUCUGCUGGCACAUAGGGUCUCAGCCUGCGUAUCAGAUGGAGCUAGUAAACAGCUGCCCUGGUCACAGAAUUGACCUGCGCCUCCAUGGACAGCUGUGAGUCCAAAAUGACUCCCAGGCUGCACACCUGGUCCUUCAGGGGCACAGUUACCCCAUUCAGGACCAGGGAGUCCUCCACACCCACCCGCCUCCUGUCUCCCCAAAACAGUACUUCUGUCUUGUCAGAAUUCAACCUCAAUCUGUUAGCCGCCAUCCAUCCUCCAACCGCCUCCAGACACUCUGACAGGACCUUCACCGCCUUCACUGGUAAAAGGUACAAACAGGUAAAAGGCCUGCAACGUUAGAAAAAGUUUUGCUGGGUGUCUAAAAGAGUUGGUUAGAGGCAUUCCAUAAGCAGAGCACUACAGCUCUGGAGGCACUUUCUCUCUGGUUGUCACCCUCUUCAUCUCUGAUGGCAGAGGUACCCAAAGAAGAGCCUCAGAAGGAGAUUCUAACAUUCAAGCAGACCAGGCUUUAUUUAGACAUUAUUUUCCUUCCUAAAGGGAAAAAAGGCCUUGAAUAUCUCAGUUUAAACUGUCAUGUCAAUGACAAAAUCAAUUUAUUUACCUGGAAAUAAACCUCACUGCCUUUCAAAGGACCUUACAUCCAAGCAGCAUGCUUAGGACUGCAAUAUAACAAGCCCAAUCAUGAGAACCAGCUCCACAAGGCAAAUGUGCAGUGCCAUGCAGAAUGGCUUUGAGAUCCGUUCCCUUACCUGCUCCUCCUGCUAGUUUGUGCAACACAGGUGGCCAUGUGGAAAAGGCGGGGAGAAGGUGAGGAUGAGACCACAGGGUGUACACUGUUCCAAAAAGAAAACAAAAUGCUUGUGGAAUUCCAGCAUGACACACUUUACCUGCCUCCAUUCCUCAGAACUGAUAACCAUUAAUCUGAAUUUAAAAUUAGGAAGUAGAGCCUGAGACAAAAUAUUGCAGUGUGGGAGUGCUCGUGCUCAGGAUUCUAGCCAGGAUUCAUUUUUCAGGAUACUCCAUGCUGUUCCCCUCCCCACCUUAUUUUCUAUUACCCUCCCCUCCCACUGCCAGCAAUCAAGACAGCACUCCAUGGCAUCUCAGUGCAAGUAAUUCCCAUUGGACUGUUCCCCUUCCCCCUGGGUUUUCCUCCCUUAUGUUAUUUUUAACUUCCAAACCUUGGGGGGGGGGGCAAGUCUGUUGAUAUCUCUCUCUUGUCUAUUAAGCAAUGGCACACACAGCCUCAACACUGGACAUUUUCCUUUACUUAAAAGUAUUUGUCUUUUUUCAGCCAGGAAAAAAAUCCCAGACUGGCUUACACACAUAAAUAAGACAGACAUAGGAACAAUGAUGGUAAGGAACCAGAACACACAACCUAGCUUCUGGUUCAAGAUAUUUAAACCCAACAUGUAAAAAUAAUGUGCAGUGAGAAGAUAGAUUGGUCUAGUUCAGACACAAUAAUCUUUGGCCAGUAAGCCAUGGUUUUUCUGCCUGAGAACAAGCUGCGUACCUCUGUGCUCCUUUAUCAAUCCUCUGCUCAGUAUUAACUUGAACCAGUAUUAACUUGAACAUAGCAGGAAUUGUACACCUGCUGCUGCACUCAUAAUUCUUUCUGAACAACCAAGGCUGGAAAGCAGAAUCACCUAUCAACUCUUGCCUAUGCGAAAGUUAAAGAAGAGAGCCCUCUGCCUGCCACCCCAUAGCAUGAACUACAUGAGCCCUAUUCAGGCAUUCACUAUCCAGCUUAACUGAACACAUGAGGUGGUCAGCUUAGGCUAGCUCCCCUCCCCUCACUAUUCCUGCCACCCUCCACAAAUUCAAGGGUGACUAUCUGUAGAAAGGAGACAACUCUGAUUAUGCCUUUGAAAUUGUGGAGUGAGAGUGACAGUGAGAUAGAGAUGGAGGAGUUUGUGUCCACUCUCCCACUCCCCUCAUGUUUAUUUUAGCGAAAUAGUGAAUACCUAGACAGAGCUGUACUAGCAGUGUGUGUUUCAGGGAGGGACAAUUUAUGACUCAAAGACAGUAAGUUGCCUACCUCUGAUUGAGCACAUUUAUACCAUAACUGACACUCUUCUCAUUUUAGAUAUGGGAAAUGGAGGCUUAAUAUUUUGCAACUUGGCCAAAGUAAAACAUCAAAUUUAACUCAAACCUCCCCAGAACAGCAAACUGCCUGCAGAAACAUAUUUCUGUACCUGUUGGAUACAGUCUCUUCUCUAUUUCAAAAAGGACUGGUAUUCUGCCAUUAGCAUAGACCGUGAGAGCAUCUCCUUUGUGAGCAUACAGUUUAAUGAUAUUCAGCUCUUCUUUAUUCGGCACAAUUUCAGAUAGCUGUUCAGAUGUGAGGGUGGGAAAAGUUGCUGCGACAUCAUUUCGUAAUUUCCUCCUGCAAGGUCAACGACACAAUUCCAUUAUCUAAAUGAUUAAAAUCAUUUUUAAAAUCAUUUUAAAAAAGGUGCCCAAUUAUCAAAGCCAUUCCAUUAUCUUAAAUCAGGAAUGCCAGGAUAAUGCCCAUGGGUGUAUGAAUGUCUGCAGAGGUCCUCCCUGAUGCCCACAAUUCUCCUCCCCCAGCUGAAACUGAUUUUUAAAUAAACAUUCUGUUGUACCCAAUAGAAUACUUUGGUCUAUGUGUGUGGUGCCCAUGACAAGUUUUUGAUGGCAGUUUGCAAAUUUGUCAUUUAAUAUAUUCUUAUUUUUGCUUGGUCUCAGUUUAUUAUGUCUAGGGAAGUUUUUAAUAUUUGAUGUUUUAUUAUGCUUUUAAUUCUGUUGGGAGCUUCCCAGAGUGGCUGCGGAAACCCUGCCAGAUGGGCAGGGUAUAAAAUAAUAAAUUAUUAUUAAUUAAUAACAACAAUUCUAUUACUCUAAAUCUUGGAGGAAGGCAUAUAUUCAAGUUUUAAAAGACCAAAACCUUAAAAAGACCUUCUAAAUAUGCAUGCCAGAGAAAUAAAACAAAGCAACUUAUUUAUAUCCCAACAAUCACUGUGAAGCCAUAACCCAAGCACUGAGCCCGGCCUUGGUUGGGGAGGGCGCGGUAUAAAUAAAAAUUAUUAUUGUUAUUAUUAUUAUUACUGAUCAGCCAUCAAUCUCUGCAUUCCACAUGACGCAUAAAAUUAACACAUACCGAAACUGCACUCUGAGGAAGGCAUAACAUCAUUUUUUAAAGUGUAUGUUUUCCGCUAAAUGUAAUUCUAAGUAGCAUCCUGUAAAUCUUCAUCAUGCUUGGUUAGAAAGCAUGGCUCUCUACAACCAGAGCCAGUGCUACCACUAGGCCACCUAAGCAACCACCUAGGGCUCAGGCCUCAGAGAAGUGCAGUACUGACCUUUGAAGGGCAGAGUUUUGUUCACAAGAUUGUUCAAUAUAAUUUAUGUGCUAAAACAUCUUCUUUUGUACUUGAGAAAGAUAAUCAAAGAUUGUUGUAUUACUCAACCUUGCCAUUUGAAAUAAAUUUAGCUGUUUCGAGUUUUGUGCUUUUCAUUUUUUUUCUACAAGGCAUCUAUUUUUGAAAAGUGAAGUUAGCAAUUAUUUAUUUAUUUAUUUAAAAAAUAAAUAAAUUUGUGGGGUAUUGCAAGCAGUGAACGUUGCCUAAGGCGCAAAACAGCCUGGCACCGGCACUGUUUAAAAACGGAUUAACGACCAAGGUAAAUGCCUUGAAGGAAAAGGAAACAAGACAAACUUACCUAUCAGACCCUUUGAUAGCAGUAUUGGAUUUAACUCUGAAAGCUUUGGCAAACAUGGCCAAAGAAAUCCCAAGGCUUCCGUUCUGGCAGGUAAAGAAAUAUCGCGGUUUACUGUCCGGUGGGGCGUGGGGGACGCGUUAGAAAACAACACCCAUUAAAGCGGCACUUUAACACACAGCUGCCAUAGCGUUGGUGCCGCAGCAAAAUGAGUCCGUGGGGCAACAGCUUGAUCUCUCCCCCCGCGGCUGCUUCCUGCUCUGGUGACGUCAGAGGCAAAGGCAGCGCGUGAUAGGCUGCGCUUCCUGCCGCUUCGUUUUUGCUCCACGUAGAAAGAGAGACUGGGCGGGAUCAAGGCAUCGUUUGUUGCAGCGCGAGCUCUGCUGGAAUCAGGGAAAGACUCAGAAUUGAACUACGUGGUUUGCUUUGAGCAGCUAGUUGCAGGAUCAGGCCUUGGGCUUAUUGGUGCUUGUUUGCAUUCCGACUUUGCUGGUAAACCCCAUUGGUUCCUGGUUUGAACUGAUCUGUCGAUUGGCCGGCAUGUCAACCGUAUACUGAUUUCUAGUUAUUAGGAUUUUAUCUCAGGGCUUACCGUAUUUUAAAGCUUUCCUCAGUUGUGAAACGUAAGUAAUUACAUAAAGCCGUUGUAUAGUGGCUAGAGCGUUAAGAGAGUUAAACUCCCCACUUGACCAUGAAUCUCACUGGGUGACCUUGAGCCAGUCACCAACUUCCAGCAUAACCUACCUCACAGGGUUGUUGUGAGGAUGAUAUGGAGAGGGGGAGAGUCAUACACUGAACUUAUGGUGACAUGCAAAUGCAAUAAUAAAUAAUAUAUAUCUUCGUGCUAUCAGGCCAGGAAGAUAUUCUGAGCAUUUUCUUGCUAGUAGUUUCAUCACUUGGCAUUGUUUUUUCCAAAUUUGUUGGCUUUUGUGUGUGUUUCUUUGUGGAGAGCCAGUGUGGUGUAGUGGUUAAGAGCGGUAGUCUCGUAAGUCUGGGGAACCGGGUUCGCGGCUCCGCUCCUCCACAUGCAGCUGCUGGGUGACAUUGGGCUAGUCACACUUCUUUGAAGUCUCUCAGCUUCAGUCACCUCACAGAGUGUUUGUUGUGGGGGAGGAAGGGAAAGGAGAAUGUUAGCCGCUUUGAGACUCCUUAAAGGGAGUGAAAGGUGGGAUAUCAAAUCCAAACUCUUCUUCUUCUUCUUCUUCAUCUUUGUUUUUUGUUAUUGACUAAAAUUUUGUUACUAAAAUUAAUUUGCUAUGGGUGAAGUUGUAUCUAAGGAAAAAUACAUUUCAAUAUAUUGGCAUCUGUCUGUCUUGGAAGACAAUGGAGUGUGCCUUUGGGGGUGAAGAUUGGAAAGUUGCAGCACCUGCUGUGGCUGUAGAGACUAAUAUGGGAGAGAUGUGUUUUGUUGCAGCUGGGGCAGAUGAAUGUGUUUGAUUGUGCUGCUGCAGAUGCACCAUGGUGUUUCUUCUCUGCGCUCCUCCCAACAGUCAUUCCUCCUCUGGUCAUUGCUAUGGAUGCAUAACCUGACUGUUUCAAUGCACUGCAGCCAUCCACAAGGGAUUCCCACACGAGGGGGUUGAUGAUGCCAACCUUUAUGUCACAUUUGCAGACAUCUUUGUAAUGCAGAGUUGGUCUGCCAAUGGGCCUGGUGCCUAAAGCCAGCUUCGCAUAGAGGAUGUCCUUGGGGAUCCUGCCAUCUUCCAUUAUUUGGACAUGACCAAGCCAGGGUAAAUGUUGUAGAGACAGGAGUGCAAACAUGCUAGGAAUGUGGGCUUGGGAGAGCACAUCUUUGUUUAAGACUCUGCCCUGCCAUGUGAUGCCCAAAAGCUUUCUGAUGCAGCGCAUGUGGCAUUGAGAUGUCACGCCUGUCGACUAUGUUGCCCAUGGCUCACUUUUAUAAAGCAGCAUGUUCAGCACACAAGCCUGGUAGUCCUUCAUCUUGGUAUUGUUAGCACCACAUUCUCCCAUACCCUUUGGAGAGGCGAGCCUUGCCAAUACGCUUGUCCAGUUUAAGUGUCGAUGGAGAGGUUGCUGGUUAUGGUGGAACCCAGCUGAGGCAUGGAGUGCUGGUGAUGUCCUGAUUCAGGGUGUUGGUCUUUGUCAGGCUGAUGGUAAGGCUCAACUCCCUGCAGGCUUGGGCAAAAUGGUUGAUGAGUCUCUGUAGAGCUUUCUCAGAGUGAACUUCAAGGCUGUGUCAUCUGCAAACAACAUCUCUCAGAUAAAGACCCACCAGGCCGCCACAGUUUUGUCUUAGCACAGAGAUGUGCGAGGUUGAACAGACCCCCGUAGCUCCUCAAAUGAAAGUACAAACCAUGGACUUUGACUACAGUAUAUGUAUACUGUACUGUUUUUGCUGAAUGAAGUGUAUCCCUAUUAAAUAGAUGCAACUGGGCUCCCUAAUCAUGGGGCUUUUUAGUAUCCAUGUUACAAUCACUUGACAUUUGUCAUGGACUGCUUACAGCAUAUCAGUAAUCUAGAGAUUAGUAUUUAAAUCCUGAAGACUCCAGGACAAUCAUAGGGUUUUGGCAGCAUUCCUAAGUUAGCAGACAGUCGACAAAACAAGAUGUUCUAAGAGCCUGUAAGUGGCCUAUUAUUUAAUUAUUCAGACUGCUGCUUUUCUAAGGAGGGUACAGGGACAACAAUCUGAGUCAGUUGUGUGUACUGAAGAUGGCCAUGAAAGCAUUAGCAAACAUAGUGAAUGGUGUAAACCCAGAGCCUGUCAUGGGCAAGAUUCUGUUUCCUUAGCUACAGGGUUGCAUCAUGCUGGAGAUGUAAAAUACAAUGCGGCAAGGAGAGUCCAACUGUCCAUGGCAAUGGGGCUGAUAUCCUACAUUAUUAAGGGUAUCAAAAGUCUAAUGAGCUAACGAAGCAGGGAAUAUAUGCGAAAGUGGGGAAAUAUGUACAAAGGAUCGCUAGAGCAGAGCAGUGCAGACUUCAGGCUUGUGGGAUCUGUUUUGAGUUUUACUAGAACCCUGAGAUCAACCAACUAGAACCAGGUGCAAAGGACAUAAAUUUAGAAUUAAAGAACAUGGUUCUUAUGUGCAUCUGAUGAGAACAGGGGUUUUGUGUCGGAAGUGAAAUGAGCUUACAACCCUCACAAAAUUCUAUUUCUGGUCACUCCAAGUUUUCUUCAUUGUACUUAAUAGUAGGGUGGAUACAUGUUGUUGUUGUUGUUGUUGUUGUUGUUGUUGUUGUUGUUGUUGUUGUUGUUAUUGUUGUUGUUCCUGUUACUUACUGAUCUGCUGCACAUCACCCAAAGAUCUACCAGUAGAUCUACAUCUACCUUUAGCUCACCCCUGACCUAGAAGUCUUCACCUUCCUAGGAUUUCCCCUGAGGCUUUACUGGAAUGAGCAAGCUUACUCAAAGAAGAGCAAGGUCAGACUUGUGGGCAGCCUAAACUCAUUCUGAAACCGUAUAUCUGAUGAGGGUCAUCCUCCUGUCUUUAUAACGAUACCAUAAGGAAGAUUUCCAAUAUGACCCACAUAAGUAGCUAUAAAUGGUCUUACUUUCAUUUGGAGCUAGUGCCACAUUGAUCUGUGGUCCCAGAGUCGCGUGUCAAAGUCGGUGUGGCCAAAGUGUAAAGUGGCCAUAGACAUUCUUUUAAUUUUGGAGGUUGGGGGUGUAACAAAAACCUUUUGGCAUCACAGUAUCACAGCAAGGGACUUAUGGGAGCAUUCAUUCUUAAAAAACUAUGCAAAGCAGCAAAACACCUUUUGGCAUCACAGCAGGGGAUCCAUGUGUUGUUGUUUUUUAAUGACUUGGUGGGAGGUCUUGUGGGACCAUAAAACCCAGCCCAUGGGCUCCUUUUAGCUACUAUUUAUUUUAAGACAUGCACAAUUUUUCUUUGCCAGAAGCUGUACUUUUACAUUAAAGAGGUAGGCGGAUUGUGAAGGUAGGAGAAACUUGAUGGGCUAUUGUCUUUCUUUAACUACUGUCCUUCUCAUGACACUUUCCAAUAAAAUAGUGUGCAUUUAUGCUUGCAUCAGAAGGUAUAGCAGAUACAAUAGUCAGGUAAGACUGUGCUCCUGUGCAUACCUUUUGGGGAUAAGCCCCAUUGACCUUAGUGGAACUUCAAAGUUAAAAUGAAUAGAAUUGCACUGCAAAUGUUUAAGGUUCCUACCUGUCAUGAUCUAUGCAAACUACAAUCCUAAACACACUCAUUAAAGAGCAAGUCUUAUCAAAUUCAGAGAGACUUAUUUCUGAGUAAAUAGACAUAGGAUUGUGUGGGCCAGUAGCCUUCUGCAUAUCCAUAAGGAUGAAAGCCCCUGAAUCUCUGAAACUACUAUCUAGCUGUACCCGGUUGCAAGAUUAGAGCAAUUAACAUUUAACUCUUAAUUUAAAGCUAUUUCAACAUUUGUCUGGCUGCUGCUGAUUUGCUUUAAAAAAAUGAUUCAAAGCCCAGGCACAUCAAGCAAAAAUGUGUACAAUAUUCUAGGAAGAAGCUAUUUGAUGGAAACCAGAGAAUAACUCUCAUACUCUGAAGAUUGUUCAUUAAUAUCUGGUACAUGUAAAAACAAGAUAAGUAAAUGUUCUGGUUUUAUUCUAUUUCUACCUUGAAAUGGAAUGUAUGGUGAAAUACUAUGGCUAUCACAGCAUGGUGUUUAUUAUUGAUUAAUACUAUAUAUAUAUAUAUAUAUAUAUAUAUAUAUAUAUAUAUAUCCAUAGACUGAAUUUGUAUAAAAUAUUUGCAUAACUGAUUCUUUCUACAUAAAGAAAGGAAGCAAAAAUGGAAGCAAAUACGCCUACAAUGUGCUUGUUGUAUGUUCGCCUCAGUGUAAUGUAACGUGAAUUGAAAAUCACAUCUCACCAAUAACUCCUGUGUAAGGAACAAAGUUGGACAGCCUUCUUCAAAAUAAUCUUGAGCAGAGGAGAAAUUGAGCUUUUCCAACCUGCUGCCUUCGACAUAUUGUUGGGACUACAGCCCCCACCAUUCCUGAACACGGGCCAUCUAGCUUGAUCUGCAGUAAGUUUGCAGUUCAACAACUGGAGGGCAUAAGGUUGAGGAAGGCUGGAUUAAUUAUACAACUUAUUUGCUUGUUUAUAUCCCAUCUUCAUUUCAUUUUCAUUUAUUAUUUCUAUGUCACUUUUUACUCACAUGAGUCACAAAGCGGUUUACAUACAAUAAAUAAGAACAUAGUAGAACAUCACAAUUACAACAUAAAUCUUAUAAAAUAAUUAACAAAUCUUCAGUAAAACAACAACCUUCUAUAAAGCACCAUUAACAAAACAACUUUUAAAAAAACAGGCUAAACAGCACAGCCGCAAGAUAAGUAAUAAAAUUCACAAAGCUUUACAGCAGACAUAAUCCACAAAACGAUAUUAAUGUUAACAAACUAACAAUCAAAAACAAACUAAGCACUCCCAUGUGUUCAAAGUAGUAUACACAAUCCCCUUCCUCAUUUCAUUUUAUUGCCCAAAGUCACCCAAUGAGCUUCAUGGAGAAUUCCAAAUAUACUUCACUGUAGUCUACAUGACAUAGUUUUUCUGCUUUUCUUUACACUGACGAUAUGAGAAUCUGUCAUGCCAACAAAUAGGCAAUAUAGGCUUUAUGAGGUCCAAAAUCCAUACUGAGGCAAUACCAAUAUUAGGCUUUUUGGUUCUUUGUUUUUCUACUAUUGUAGGAAAAAGCUAUUUCACAACUUGUGUCAGAUAUGCAUUCUUAAUUAUUUGAGAGGUAACCGAAAUGCAAACCUCAGCCGUGCAUCUCAAGGGACAACCUGACUGACUUGCCUCCAUAGUCCAAGAUAGAGCACAGCUGGACUGGAAUAAUUCACGUGGAGGGAAAAUGUGGUUUUGACAUGAAUCUACACAAUAUAUUUUUUAAUUGACCAUUCCCUGUGAGACUACAAAGCAUAGAAAGCAAUUAGAAUACAAUAAAUGGCAAACCUGCUAAACAACUAAAAUGUGAUUGGGGUUGGGAGGCAGCAAAUAUUUCUUGUGACCUUUGCUUUCCUUAAGGAAAAUGGCAUGGUACAGCACAUAUGCCCCAGAGACAUGAGGAGGGCUGUGAUCCCUGUUAACAGCACCAGAUGGCUCUCAGCAUUGCUUUUGCAAAAUUAUUCGAUAUCCUUGAAAAGAAAACCCAAAUAUUUGAUCAUGGGAUAUUCAUAUAAAGCCUUAUUCAUAAACCCUUUCAUAUAAGGAGGGUAACAUUCCAAAUUAAACUCUGAUACACACCUAUUAGUGCUAAUGAGAGUGUUGUUGUCUAAAGAUGCAAGAUUAGUCAACAAAAGGAAUAAUUUUCAACCGUGAGAUCAAUUGGAGUUUUCAGCCAAAAAGAAAGAAAGAUUCUAAGAACUGAAGGAUGGAUAAAAACUCACUUUAGGUAUCAUGAGAAAGGAAGGCAUAUUGAACACAAAGUUUGUUUAUCUGCAGUUUGGUUGAAAUUAUGUCAAUAUUUUUCAUUCUUAGUACAAAAUCGAAUUUUAUAUAUGGUAGCAGGGUGUCAGCAAAUAAUUUUCUCUGCAUCCCAAGCCCUCAUUAUAACCAAGCACAGAAGCUCUACACAAAACCCCCCAAAACCUUUUCUUGGCUGCACACAGAUUGCAUUCAACACAUUCUGUUUUAUUUUGAUUGGCAUAGGCGUAACUUAAAGACAACUUGUAAUGUGUAAACCUAUAAACAGUGGACAGACUUCAGGUGUUGCAAUCUAUUUUGUUCUGCUGUACUGUUUUCAGUGCCUGCUAAAUACUUUUUUGUUUAGGCACAACCUGUAAUGUAAAGUUGGAAUGUAUUUUAAUAUGUAGAGUUGGAAGAAACCCUAAGGAUCAAACCUGCAACCUUGGCAUUAUUAGCACCACACUCUAAGCAACUGAACUAUCCAUAUAUUUUUAACUGCUUGCUUUAUUUUUAUUUUUUGUAGGUCUGCUUGCUUUUAACUUCUUAAUUUUAUUGAUAAUUUCAAUGUAUAUUAUAUAUUUUAUGUAAGCUGGUUUGAGGUUUCUACACUGCCUCCCGCAGUUUGGUCAAACUCAUGUUAGUAGCUUCUACAAUAUAGUGGUGUACAAAUGUUGUUAAAUAAAAACAAAACAAAUAUUAGAAUCCUGAUGCCUACCAACUGGAGUGAGGUGCAAAAUAUGUGUGGGUGUUCCUCCAGGGCUGACCCAAGACAUAUUGAUGCCUGAGGUGAAGAACAAGAUGGUGCCCCUAUCUAGAUGGGCAGUUCAAUCUUCAGUACUGGUGACAGCAUUGUGCAGUACACCUUGGGACAGCAGGUUGCAUUGAGGGAGUUUAUGACCCACCAUUGGCAUCCUGUAGGACAUCACUUAUAUUAAAAAGUAUAUGAAGCUAUAUCAAAUUUAAAUGAAAUCCAUAUCAAGCAAUGUCAAAUUUAUAUCAAAAGACAGGACUUAUGGGGAACAGGGUGGGGCACCUGACACUUUUUGUUUGACAUAAUGUAUGUCCCAUGUUGUGCUGCAUUCCCUUUCCACCAACCUGCCAGGGGCCAUAUGUCAGCAAAAGUGGGUGGAACCAAGGCCAGUUCAAGACACCUGGGCAUCUGAGGUGAACCACAAGAUAGUGUUCCCCUCCCUGCCAAGGAAGGGGUGAGUGAAGAUCUAAAUCAGAACCCCAAGGUGGGAGGGAUAAGGAUCUACAUCAGGAUCUGCUGCCUGUGGAUCCUGCUGUCUGAGGCAGUCACCCCACCUUGCCUCACUGAUGAAGCAAUACAUGUACAUUUUGCAUUUGUACAGUAGGCUAGUAUCUACACACAUCCCCCUCUCUCCUCCAUCCAGACAAGCAUAUCAGAGUUCAAGAACACAGGGAGGGCCUGGGGAGAGAUCCAAGAAACACAUUUUGGCCACUGGGUCUGAGCUUCCCCACCCUUGCCGUAGACAACCAGGAGCCCAGUUUGUCAGGCAUUGUAUAUUCCCCUCAACAAAACAAUCCUCUGUUACAAGUAAGUUCCUAACCAAAGCUUGUUUAAAACACAGCUUAAUGCUGAAAUCCUAUGCACACUUUGGUAAAGGUACCCCUGACAGGUCUAGUCGCGGACGACUCUAGGGUUGGGGCGCUCAUCUCGCUCUAUAGGCCAAGGGAGCCGGCGUUUGUCUGCAGACAGUUUCCAGGUCAUGUGGCCAGCAUGACUAAGCCGCUUCUGACGAACCAGAGCAGCGCACGGAAAUGCCGUUUACCUUCCCGCCGGAGCGGUACCUAUUUAUUUACUUGCACUUUUUGAUGUGUUUUCGAACUGCUAGGUGGCCAGGAGCUGGGACUGAGCAAUGGGAGCACACCCCGUCGCGGGGAUUUGAACUGCCAACCUUCCGAUUGGCAAGCCCUAGGCUCUCUGGUUUAGACCCACCAAACUCAAAUGUUCAGAGUGGGCAGGCAUACAAUUACACUGGAAAGAAAUGUAGCCUAGUUUUAACUGGUUUGUCAGAUUGAAUGUGUUUUGGAUCUUCUAGUGUCACGGUGGACAUACACUUGGCCUGUUGCUGAAAGUAUUCAAGCUUGGGAGUUACACAGAACUGCUUAUUAGGCAGAAAGAUAAAACAGGAGCAGGGGAAGCCGCCUUUUAUCAAGCCAGAUCACUUGUCCAUCUAGCUCAGUAUUGUUUACCGUGAUUGGCAAGUGGCUUCCCAGGAUGUUAGGCAGGGGUCUCUCCCAGCCUGACCUGGAGAUGCUGAGUGUUGCCCUUGAGACCAUCUACGUGCAAAGCAGUUGCUUUAUACCACCGAGCUGUGGUUUUCCUCCUUAAAAUAAUAAAACCACGGUUUCUUGGAAGACUUAUGGGUGAAGACGUAUACCCACGCGUUGCAAGCGUCUUGUGGUGCUGCUGACACCUUAAAAGAUCUGGCAGCUUCGUUUAGAAGAACACUUGUGUCAGACCAAGAGCUUGCGGCAUAAUAACUGUUAGGGCAGCCCAUGCUGCAAUAAGCGCCAGCCACAGUGAAAGUCCACGAAAGCUCAUGCCAUAAUGAACGUGUUAGUCUUCAAGGUGCCACAAGGCUCUGUGUUGUUAUUCGCAUUCGACGUGGCUUCGCUACAGACAAGAGGCGCUUUUUGAGGUCCCGGCAAGGUUCCUAAGGCGUGGCCCUAAAACACACACGCACACAUUGGGUUGCUCAAAUGAUUUUAUUUACCAAGCCGCCUGCCAGCAAACGCCCCCCCCCCCGGUCGCCGCCUUCUCUCUCCCCACUCAUCCCCUUUCCCCCCUCGGCGCGCUCCCGUUUCCUUUCUCUUGUCCCCGCUCGCCUCCUCCUCUCACCGCGCAAGCGCAUAGAGGGCCAAGCAGACGUUCCCUUAGCAACCGCGCCCUGAGCACUGCCGCGGCCCCGCCCGCCGUGCUACAGCCUCAGAGGAGAAAGAGGCGAGCGAGCGAACCAGGCAGGCAGGCAGCGCGAGCCGGAGUGUGGGCCUGGCUAGGGUGAUGGGGCGCAGGGCCCGCGGGCUUCCACCCCGCUACCGCCAUGAUGCUGCUGAGCAGGAAGCCGGAGGGUCCCCUCACUGCAGGUAAUAACGGCCCCUCCCGGGCGGGGAGGUUAAAUGGGGCUCCCAGGGUCUCUACCUCGGAUCUUAUUCCUACCCCCCCCCGACUUGGAAUGGAUCCCUCCACUCCUCGAGGCGAGAGGGCCUUUGGGCCAUUCGAAGACUCGGAGAGGGGGGUCUUGCGGGGCUUCUCGCGGAACAGAACAAGAAGAGAGGCGAAGUAUCGAUCUGUAUUAUUGCAUAUGCAGCCGAACGCACAUGCCGCGCUGGCCCCGCUUCCUCGGAGAGAGGCCACGUUGCGCCUGCCUCGUCCACCCCCGUUUUGUGCAAUGGGGAUUUUGAGGUGGGGGCCCCCCGAUCCGCCUACAUUGGGAGGGGGGCUGUUGCGUUGUUUUACGAAGGAAAAAGAGUCUUCCAAGCGAUCCCGCGUCCUGCCCUGUGUGUGCGUGCGAGUGUGUGAAAUCCACUUCUUUGUUGCUCCUUUUUCCACCCUGCGCCCUUCCGUUAGAUCGAUUGCGAGGAGUUUAAAGGAUAACUCAUCCGUUUUAGGGGAUCUGGAUCCGCAGUAUAAUGCAGCGGGUGGCAUAUUGUGGAGGAGAAUGGCGGGGGGGGGGGAUCUAGCACCAGAGAGAGGGAUGGUGGGAGAGAAAGAGGCAGGCAUGAGGUUGCGGCAAGCUUGUUUUGAAGCUAAGGGCCGGCCGGGUGUUUUUUUUGUUUUUGCAGGGGUCGCGACGGAGAAAGCACCGUCGGCAAAAAUGCUAAAAGCCCGGUCCUGUUGUGGGUUAAGUCUCGUUGCGGGAUUGGCCGCCAAGUAAACAUGCACACGAUUGCAAUCGGAGCUUGUGGGUUGCAUCCAACUAAGUUUUACUCAAGGGUAGACCUUUCGGAAAUAAUGGGCCUGGGUUUGCCAUGCUCCUUGUUUUCAAUGGGUCUGCUCUUGAGUAGGACUAGCAGUGGAUUCGGCCCUGCGUGUUUUCGCUGGGGUGGUGGUGGUGGAUGGAGUCGAGAGAAAGAGAAAAAUGCGGAUGGAGCCUCGGGAAGCGUGUCGGGACGGGUUCCCCAGGAGACCAGGGGAAAACUCCCCAUUGCACGACAGGUUUAAAAUGCCAGUCGGGACAAAGCAGCCGGCGUCUGAUUUUAACGGACAAGCUGGCCUGAGUUGGGAGGAUUGUGCUUCACCAUAGGAAACGACGUCGAUUUCUUUCUUUCUAAGGUUCUGUAACAAUUGCUUUGUUAGGUCUGGGCGAGUUUAACGCCAGGGGAAGGUUGAGCAGUAUGGAUCUGAAAUGGUCUCAUGUUUCAGAGCACUUUGUGUGUGAACGCAUAUCCAAAAUACUCUUUAUGACUUUAAGAGACUUAGACGCAGACAGGCCAGAUUCCUUCAAGUCACUGCCAAAUUCUGCAUAAGGAAGAAUUUUUAUUUUGACAUUUUUCCGUUGGCAACUUAGUUGACUUCUUUUUAACUGUUUUCAAUUAGGACAAGGCGCAUUCAUUUGUUCAGAUCAGCAGUACUCCCCAUGUAACUAUUUUGUUUGUUAGGCUUGCAAUCCAAGUUUUAAAAGAAAGGCAAUUUUUUUAGUGAUCAAGUAAGGCAGGGUGAGGAACCUAUUUCUUUUCCUUCACACCAUUGAUUUUUUGUUUCACUGUGUCUAUAGAACACAUUUGUUAAAACAGCAUCUUCAGGAAUAGAAUACAGUGGUACCUCGGGUUACAUACGCUUCAGGUUACAUACACUUCAGGUUACAGACUCCGCUAACCCAGAAAUAUUACCUCGGGUUAAGAACUUUGCUUCAGGAUGAGAACAGAAAUCGUACUCCCGCGGUGUGGUAGCAGCGGGAGACCCCAUUAACUAAAGUGGUGCUUCAGGUUAAGAACAGUUUCAGGUUAAGAACGGACCUCCGGAACAAAUUAAGUCCUUAACCCGAGGUACCACUGUACUGUUUUAUAGCUAUGCAUAUAUGUCAAUAUCAAACUCUGGUCUGUGGCAUUUAUGGGGUGGGGUGACAAUAAAUGCAGCAUUCACGUGAAAAUAUAACCAUUUGCGUAGGCCAAGGAUAACUGGUUGGAAUAUAACUUCUAAUUGGAGAUCAGUUUAAAACAAAAAUGUAGAAAAUUAAGGUAAUAUUUACAGCUCAUUCUUUUGCAUGUUUGCUUGGAAGCAAGUUCUACCGAUUUCAGCCUUAGUGUAAGUAAUGUUGAAGGUGGUGUUUUUACAGUUACAUAGCAAUAUAAUAUUUGUAGACAACUGUGUUUGUGACCCAAUACACGUAUUGAUUUGUGUAGUAAUUUGUUUUUCUGGAACUAUUAUUCUCUGUCACAUUAAGCAGACAGUGAUUCAUAAGUGUUGGGCAACACAUUUGCACUUUCAUUUACUUUAGAAGGAAUUUUGUCUAUUUAUUGGCUUAUUUUGCAACCUUUAAAUAAAGAUGUUACAGAAUUGUGUACUCCUCAGACAAUUUUCUUUAAAACACAUUGCUAGCUAAAAGAUUUUAAGAUUUUCUUGAUACUUGUUGUAAAUGGACCUGGUUUGAGAGCUUGAUCCAUAAACAAAUCCUAAAGCUAAGUGAACAUUUAGCCUAGUGAUGUGGAACCUGUGGCCCUUCAGAUGUUGCUGGACAACAAUUCCCAUCAUCCCUGACUUGGCUAUGCUGGUGGGGACAAUGAGCUAUGGAGUCCUAAAACACGUUGAGGGCCACAGGUUUCCAAUAUCUGAUCUAGCCUGAAGAAACCGGUUUUUAGCUGUGUUAUAGUUGCUGCUUUUUUGUUUCGUUUUUUCAUCCUUAAGUGGCUUACUGAAAAAUAAAUUAAAAAUAACUUUUGUAUGAAUUGGUGUUAGUUUUUACUGACCAUCUUGUUAUUUCCAGCCAGGUUUGGAGAUGGCUUGUACGAUUCCUACAUGAGAAUAGAUCAGAUUAGAUAUACAGAUCCUACAAAUGAAGAAUGCACCCCUUCUGGACUUCCGUCACUGGGGAGACCUAAUGUAAGUAAUUUCAGGAAUUUCUUGGAUUCUGUCUCCAGUGUUGCAAAACAUUAAUACAGCUGUAUCCAUGAGGAAGGUCGUUUUGUUCUUACUGAUUUUAUUCCAGGCCAUAGGAUAUGCUGUUUAGCAUGAUCUAGAAUGUUACUUAAUAACUGGAUGCAACUCAUGAUACUAAUGUAUGUGUGUUUUAUUAGUCAGUAACUCAUUCCUGUCUUAACAAGUACAGCCUUGCGACUCAGUUUUCUGGGGGUAGUCACCCCACUGCUGCUCUGCCUGCCUUACUGCUUCUCUUUCCCCCUCCCCUAUUGUAGCAUAGCCCCAGGAGGUGCUCAUGAUGUGGGAGAGGGCCUGGUGACAACAACAGGCAUGCCCAGGUAAGGGAACAGAGAGCAGCUUUAACAUCUCUUGACAAGAGAGCUGAAUUAAGAAGUGCCAAAAACCUGCCUGUCUCUGUGCAGACAGUACACCUAGCCCUUUAGAGGUUCUCUGGUCCUUUCUGCAGUGACGAAAAAUAUGUUUAAAAGCUGUCUUCUAAAUUUUCAAGCUUGUUCUAGACAUCCAUUUGUGUUCCUCAGGGGAAACAUCAAUAUAUAAAGUUAGAAAUAAACUAUUUAUUUAUUUAUUUAUUGAAUUUCUAUACUGCCCUAUACCCAGAGUUCUCAAAAUAUUAUUAUUGAAUUCAUUCUCUUGCAGCUUACAUCAGAGUAAAAGUUGCAAGAGCAGCUCUUCUGUGACUAUUCUUCGAACUGUUAAAUAAAUCACCUUUCUCUAGGAUAAGACAGAAGUAAAAUCUGAUUGGUGAAGAAGCAAGCCAUGGAUAAUAGAACUGAUAAUUGUGUUUGUGCUCUCUUUGUUGGUCAGAAGUGAGAGAGAUCACACUAUAGGUGCAGAAGUCUGCUGUGUUAUCUGGGGAGCUGUGUUUGUUGCAUUUAUACUUGGCACAGGAGUACUAGGACUGCACCUGUGUGUAUCUGAAUAUACUUUAACUUUUAAAUGCAACUAGGCAUUUAUAGGGCUGAAAUAGUACUUUUGUGUUUAUGUAUUAUGGGUGUUGUUUUUAUUUCUUCAUGUGCUCCCAGUAAAUAAGGAACCCUGUUUCUUUUUAGAACACCACUAUUCCCUGUCACUUGAAUUCUAUUUUUAUAGACACGAUAGAUGUUUUAAUCAGAGUUGCAUUUCUUUGGAAGCUUGCUGAAGUGGCUCAUUUGGGUUGCAUCAAUUAUAUCCAGCUGUGGCAAUGAUCUUAACUGUAAGAUGAUGUGUAAAUACUUUCCAGCAACAGGGGAAUUCUAUUCUGAGUGAAACCAAAGAUUUCCUGCAUAGUCUGAUCACUGAGAGAAGAAACUGGCAUGUACAGUUUUAGCAUUCUAUCAUGCCAUGAUUGCUUAUUGGAAACUUGUGGCUAAAAGCCAGAGGGGAGUAAUGGAUUAGAAUGUGACAUAGAGAUGUGAAAGCAAAUGCAUUGGGUCAGAUCAUGACUGUUAGAAACGGGUGUUUGUCAGCUUGUGACACCUAACAAUACUUCUUGCCCUCCCCCUGUCUUGGCAAGUGCGUGUAUGUGUGUGCAUACACACAUUCAAAUAAUUUACGAAUGCAUAUAAAAGAGAAUACUGUUUUUCUAGGCCAUCAUUGAUUUUGAGCCCUUUUAAAAAAAUAAUCAAAUACCCAUGUGCCUGUUCAGAUUAUUUAUGCUGUUUUCUUAUAAAUCCUUUCAGUCAUGGAUUUCUUGCUUUUCGAAGUACAGUCCUCUGUACACUUAUGUGGGAAUAAGCCCAUUUGAAAUUAGUGGGACUUGCUUCUUGGGAAAUGUCCAUUGAUAAUUCUGUAAUUUUAAUAUCCUGUUUCUGAAAUCUUUGUGAGCUGCCAUAUGUAGUUGCUUCUUUAAAAAGUAUAACUAAAAUUAUAUUGAAAUCUAUAAAGGCAUUUGCCUUAUUGACCCAAGUGAAAGUGAGGAAUAUUUAAAUAGCUUUAAUGUUAUUCGUAUUAUCAGUCAGGUUUAGGAAGGAAAUAAAAAAUGUCCAAUGUAUGCAACCAGCAUCUGCUUUAAACUUUACCUAAUGUAAACAUUCCUGAAUGUAGUCAGUUAACUAAAGGUUCAUACCAUGGGUUUUUAUGGGGGUUUUUUUGUUUGCCUUUCCCCUCAACCCUUCAAAUACUUCUCCAUUCUGAGCAUGUGUGCAAGGUUCUUUUCAGCACCAUGCGCACAUGCAAUAAAAACAAAUCUUCCAGGAAGUGCACAACAGUGUAAGACCAAACGUUACUUGCUUUAGUUCUCAUGUUUCACAGUGAGCAAAAUGAAGGCUUGUAUUAUUUUGUGGGGGACAACAUCUGUUUCCAUUAAAAAUAAAAUUAGUACUCAGCUCUUGCAAAAAAGUGCCAUUUUCCUGACUUGGUAUAGUUUUUGUGCAAAGAGUGUUAGAGGUCUUGUGCACAACUGCCAUGUUACUUUUUUAAAAUAAUUAAAAAGUCUGAUAUAUGCAUUGCAAUUAUAAUCUCAGAAGUAAUCCACCAAAGUUACUGGGUGGAGGUCUACAGAGAAUAAUUCCUGAACUGUGCAUGCCUUCAGCAUGUGGCAGUCAUUGGAAAUAAAUGUUUUUGUUUGGCAUUAGGGUCUGCCUGAAACAAUAACUGGUUAGGUUGUGAUUAGGUGACGCGCAAACAGAAGGGGCCACCCACUGAAACAUCAUACACAUGACAAAUUGCCCCCAACCCACACACAAAAAUGCAACUAACUUCCAUACCAGUGAUGACCGCUAAUGUAUAAUAGGGCAAUUUUUGCUUACUGGAUUUUUCACAGUGAGGGAAAUCCAGAUUAAUUGUAGUACUGUGGACUGGUGUUUUGAUGCUGACAAAUUUGUAUGGACACUCUUGAGAAACCUAUGUGCACAAGCAGCACUGAGUCUACAAUAAACUGGAAAUGCCCUUGUCUUCUAAUAGUGCAGUCUUAGUGCUCUAAAGAGUUAAUCCUAUUGUACUUACAGACAGUCCUGAGCAUGGUUGCUCAGAAGUAAAUAGCGCAAUAUUAAGAGAACAAGCAAUCUUCCAAGGCUAACCUAUAUUGGGAGUAUUCAAAAAGCUGAUCUGAACAACACACCACAUGUGUUGUCACUCAUUUCUCUUGGCUGCUAACAGCUAGUCUAUGGGCUAAGUAAACUAUGUAGUCCAGCUCUUGCAAGAGGAAGUGUUGGAAGCAGAGUGACAGGUUACUCUGAAGUCAUCUGAUUGGAAAUGGAACUUGUAGUUAAAAUUGUAAUGUGGGUCAGUCUGCCAAAAGUCAUCUGAUCAUUAUCCAGCUGGCCAUUCUACUGGAGAGAGGGUUCUUUGCAUCCCAGCUGUCUCAGGAAAGUCAGGUUACUAAACCUGAACAACAAGAUUUGGAAUUCUAACCAGGUGUGAAAUGUGUUGAUGGAUGGUUCCAGUGGGGAGAAAGGGAGUUCCUUGCUUUCCAAUUAAGCCAAGCCAAACUAUAGGAAAGUGGCUUCUGACAUCCCACAGUCUAAGCACACUUACGCCAGCUGGAGCACCAUAGAAAAUGGCAUGAAUUAUCUGUACUGGCAACAUUGUACUAACAUCAGGGUUAUGUUGGCAUAAUAUCACAAAUUAACCAGCUUUACUUCUGUUGUGGUGUGACAUCCUGCAGAUGCAGGGACCAAUAAAGGUGGUGUAGGAUAUGUUGGAAAGGAGCCAUCUGAAUCAUAAACUCUCUGACUCUGCUCCUGGCACCUACAUCAGUUACACUGACAUAAAAAUGGCGAGCCCAUUCAACUCAGUGGAGAGUUGAAACACACAAUAACCCUCCUGCUCUGGCCACAGCUUCACAGACAUAGGAUGCAGAUAAUGCUGCACUCAAUUACAUCACACCUAGAGCAGUAUAUAAAUCCUGACAGGCGCUAUAGCUCUGAUGAGAGCAUGGGGCUUUGUUAGGAAUAUUUGGAGCAUGCAAGGGAGAACUUUAGUAAUGGGAGCUAUGGAGAAAGGGCACUUUACACAAACAGCCUCAUCAGGAGACCUCUAGGAAGAGCAGGUUGCUAACACCUUGCAGCCCCUAUAGGUACUCUUGUCUCUAGUCUCCACACACAAACAGCAAGAUGCAUGUUGAUUCUGCCACUAUACCUAGGGAUGCACACACACCACACAGUUAAGCAUUGGAAGGGUACCAUGCCUCAUAGUGCCCCCCUCACUCCCAGCCACCCCACUUCAGUAUUGUUUACUGUGUAUUGGCUAACCAUUCUUCCUCCCUCCACAGCUAGUAGCAUUGCCACCCACACAGGAGAGGUAAGUACAUUCAGUAAGGGAGGGGGAGGCCAGUGGCCAUGAACCCCCACAUGAAGGUAAGCUCUCUGUUGAUGAAUGGCAGGAACUGCACUCUAACCAUUGCUUGCCAAACACUCAUGAUCCCUUUUGCAGUUGAGGGCAUGGAGUAGAACAAAACACUGCAACUUCCUACAAGAGAUAGGUAAGUAUUGUCUUGGUGAUCGCAAUCCACUCCCCAUUGGGGGUUGGGUGAAGGGAGACAGCACUCUCUCUCACACACUUGAUCAAAACCACCAGGUGAGCAUUGCGGUCCAGGAACUAUGUACUGUAGCUGCUGACCAUUGUUCUCUAUUGUCUGUGUGUGCCCCCCCCCCGCCUUGGCGCUCCAUAGUCUGACCUUGAACAGAAGCUGUAGCUUCUUCCUUACUCCCAGCACCAUUGCAGACCAAGUGAGGCCUUCAGCAUUACUGGCCUCAGUAACCUGUAUGAUUCUGGCUGUUUCUCUGUGGGGUUGCCAACUUUCACUUUUUCCAGUGCAUAAGUUGCAUAAUGGACAGUUGCACACUCUGGUGACGGAUGGCACUGCAGAGUAAACCACCUGCUAUCCUGUUGUCUUCUACAACUUUCAUAAAAGUCUGCCAACCCCAUCCAUGUGUCUUGGAUGCUGUUUAGUAAAAUGUUUGCCUUUUGUUAUAGCUGUCAAUUUGUUUGUUACUGGAGGUGAGCAGGUUGGGAUCAUUUCCACACCCCAGAGUAUGUUCUGUCCUCUGCUAGCCUCAGGAAGGGACUUUAAAUGAAAGGGUCUUUGGGGAAUUCUUUGCUAUCAGGUCUGAAGAGAUGCAACAUUUCCACCCGCUUGCCAUUUUACCUCCAGUGAGGGUAAAAGAAGAAGAGGAGGAGUUUGGAUUUGAUAUCCCGCUUUAUCACUACCCUAAGGAGUCUCAAAGCGGCUAAAAAUCUCCUUUCCCUUCCUCCCCCACAACAAACACUCUGUGAGGUGAGUGGGGCUGAGAGACUUCAGUGUGACUAGCCCAAGGUCACCCAGCAGCUGCAUGUGGAGGAGCAGGGAAGCGAACCCGGUUCACCAGAUUACAAAUCCACCACUCUUAACCACUGCACCACACUGGCAGUCUCCUCUGCACUCACAGGCAGCCUGGUCACUGCCACCGUGAUCAGUGAGACAGGCAGUUUGGAGGUGGAGGAGAUAAUGAACAGACCUGGGCAAACCAGCAUGAGGGAUGUUUGACUAGAUGGGACCAGUGAUACAAAAGGCAACCUACGUCAUCUGAAAGCCAGGCAAUUGACUCAUGCAACACUCCUCUGACACUGCACUGUUUUCCAGAGGAAGAUUGCAUCUUGGUUUUACCUAGAAGCUCCUGCCUGUGAAAUGUGUGCUAUUCUGCUGGGUUAGGGCUCAUAGAAAGCUGCAUCAUACUCAGACCAUCUAGUUCAGUAUUGUCUAAGUGACUCUUCAGGGUUAUAUGUGAGCCAUUCCAGGCCCUAUAUAGAAAUGAGAAUUGAACCUUUAUCAUGUAAGCAUGCUCACUGUGAUAGGCCCUUUUCCUCAUGUACCCUCUUUGCCCUGGUAUACACAGCUAGUAGCUCAGGAAGGACACAGUGACUACAGUCACAUGGAACACUAAACUAUAUUGUAGUGCUACAUGCACAAAAUGCACAAACCUCUCCAAGCCCAAGUAAAGCAUUGAGCUCAUGCACUCUCCCUCCUCCUGACACCAAGCUUGGUUUUUGCCAGUAAAGAAUCUUGGCUUAGCAUUUUGUACAAACCAAGGAUUCUGUUUUAAAACAAACCAUGGUUGGUCUCUAAGCAAGCCGAAUAGGGCUGGUGCAGUGCAUCCUCGUCUCCUGUGGCUGGGUUAUCAUCUGCUUAGUAGAGUGUACCAUGUACGUUCUAGUUCUACUACUCCCUCACUUUUGUAUCUGACAUGCCUGUUGCAGGUAAGACAUGCAAAAGGUGAGUCUGACCAUGUUUCUGCCAUCCCCUAGUAAGGCCCACUUCUUUUGUAUUCUGAAACUCUAUGCUGUGAACCAUGACACUGUUUCUGUUGUUCUGCCCAUUCUCUCUUCCAUUUUGUAUUGGGGAGUCAGAAGGGUGAUUUUGUUAUAGGAUGAUUUACCGUACCCAUCUUUUCCCUCUAGAAGGAGUGCUUAAGCAGGCUUACCAUAUAUCUGUGCCUGUGAACACACACAGUUUUUAUGUUGCUGUUGCAUGUCUCCAACUUUUGGUUUAAGAAUUGAUCCCAUUUAAGUUACACAGAUACAACAGCAAUAUAAGUGGUCACAAGUGUAUCUGAGACCAUAUGACUUUGUUUCAAUAUCCCAUAGCUUAAGGCCGCUAAAAAUAUAGCAUAACUGAUACAUCUUGCAAGCUGAAAAAUUUAUAUUAUUUAAAUGUAUUGGUGUGAAGGAAGUUUACUGCAUGGAAAUGCUCACAAAAUAUUUACAUGACUAGAAUAGCAUUAAUUUUGCAGAAUUGUGAGCUCGAAUUUAAGGGGAAAUGUCAAUGAACUUUAAGUACAGCUACUGUGGAGUCUGGGGCAAAGAGUAUUUUGCCCUAAGAAUUCAAACUCUUCUCUUUUAUCGAGAGUUAAUCUUAAAUAAAUUAAUACUAUGGGAUACAGUUGUAUGUAGUUCUGGAAGUGCCUCACCAAAGACUCCUGACCAAGCUUAGCAGUCAUGGAAUAAGAUAAGAGGCCCUCUUGUGGAUCAGUAACUGGUUAAGAAACAGAGAGCAGAGGGCAGGAAUAAAUGGACAGUUCUCCAAUGGCAAGAUGUAGCAAGUAGAGUACCCCCAGGAUCAGUAUUGUGCUUUUUAAUUGGUUCAUAAAUGAUUUAGAAUUAGGAUUGAGCAGUGAUGGAGCCAAGUAAGCGUAUGAUACCAAAUUAUUCCAGGUGGUUAAAACAAUAAGGAACUGUGAAGAGCUCCAAAAUACUAUGUAAAUGGGCAAUAAAAUGGCAAAUGCAAUUAAAUGUUUUAAAAAGUGUAAAGUGAUGUACACCAUAUACAUGCUCAUGGGGUCAGAACUAGAAGUGACUGAGCAGAAACAAGAUCUUGGCGUAGUGGAGAACUAAAUGAAGAUGUCAAACCCAGUUUGCAGCAGCUGUGAAAAAGGCGACGUGUUAGGAAUGCUUAGAAAAUGAAUUGAAAAUAAAACUGCGAGUAUCAUAAUGCUGUUAUACAAAUCUGUGGUGCAACUGCACUUGGAAUACCGUACACAGUGCUGUACAGUCACAUGAUAGGUGGACAUGGCUUACCUAAAAUGGCUUGGCACGCCUAAUUGGGCCAACAGAAUGGAGGUUCGCCACCCCGACGUAGACUAACAAUGUCUGUGUACAGUGGUACCUCCAGUUGUGCACGGGAUCUGUUCCGGAGCUCCUGUCGAAUCCCGAGGUGUUCAUAUCUGGAGGUGCAUGCGCGCAGCGCGGUUUAGUUCUGCGCAUUUGCGCGGGGCGAAACCUGGAAAAAUACUUCCGGGUUUGCCACACACAUAUUCUGAAGGUAAACGUAAGUAGAGGUACCACUGUACUUCCCAAAUAAUCUUAAACAAAGCAUUGUUUAAAAGUUAUCAUAGUUAAAUUUUGAUAUUUUGUUUCAUUGACAGUGUAUGAUGGGGCCCAUUUAGUCCCUGCACCCCUUUCCUUCAGUGUUGUCUCAUAUUUGACAAAUUUGUCAAAAUAGAUUUUGUUUUGGAAAAUGCCUAGCCUUAUUCAGAGUACACAGUGCAUGUAAUAUGUGUGUCUGUUUGCAGACUUUUCAUAAUAGAACAUUGGACUUUUUCUGAAACCUGAAACAGACUUUCCUGUUCUACAUUUUGUAAUAUAUUGAAAGUAUUUUUCUAGGUCUUCUGGAUUGUUACUGGUUACUUUGUGUAAUAAUUGUGGUCCAGUAGAUGAGAUCUAGCAGUUAAGCAGAGGGCUAAUCUGGCUGCUAUUACAGUCUUAAAAUGUGUGUUUUAAGAGGCCCUUGAGCUCCACUGUUGUGUUUGGAUGCCUUUUUGACAGUUCUGAAAACAACAGAAAGCAGACAUGCUUUUUACUGUAGCUUGUUCAGGAGAGAGGAGAAAGGUUACCUGUCGGGCACUGUGCUACGAAAUGGGUGAAUGUUAUAAGGAUAUUAAUACUUCAUAGAAGUUGAAAUUCUUUCUAUUUCCCUUCUCAUUUUCCCCACCAGCAGGAAAUGACUGAGUAAUGGGAAUUGGGCAAAGAGUGGCAUAGCUGUUUGAAUUCUAGUGCAUUAAAUGGUUGCUUGAUGUCGGGAGGCCCAGGUCCAUACUCAGAGCAGUGCAGAGAAAUGAGAGGUAGAGCUUUCUCAAGCUAAUGUCUUCCUGUGGGAGUUUGUUGCAAGCCUGUGUGUGUGUGUGUUGUCUCUGUUCGUACAAAAGACUAAUCAUUAGUCCUCGGUUCUUAAAAACCAAUCAAACCAAACCCAAAUAGUUUUCUAACUUUCUUCUUAUCAGCAUGACCUCAGUUUAUUUCCUUGUAGGAUCACUGUCAAAACAGAGAAUGUGUUGUGAAACAAAAUACUGCCCUACGAGGUAUGAGGCUUAAUCAUACCAUGCAUUUCUUUCAGAGCAGAGAAUGGGGAAAGAGCUAUGUCAUGGAAUCAGGUGGUCAGUGGCUGGGAGUUUGCUUUUUUUUGGAAGGGAGGAGGCUUUCCUAGGCAACAUAGAUAGCCGAUAUGAAGAAGGAUGUAGCAGGGAAUUCACCUCAAACAUAUAUGUCCAUUUACAUGCUUUGGGAAAAUAGUUGUGGAAAACUAACUUGAUCAUGGUUCUCUGAUGUUUGCAAAAUAUGGGAUUUUGAUCACGGAAAGGAAGUUAGGUCCUGAGGUUGGGUUUGUAGGAAGAGGCGGCAUUUCUGUGCCACGUAAAUAUGUUUCUGUUUCUGGAAAAGUGGUUAUCACUCUAUAUUAAAUUCCUCUCUACAAAUCCUGUUUGGUUUUUUGAGCCAUUAAAACAAUGCUUCUCUGACACUUGGCAAGUUUUAUAUUUUGGAGCAUGAAAGCUGGAAACUUGGGUUUACAGAACACAAAAGCUGAACUCAUUCAUUGCCAGCUUCCAAGUACUAUAGUUUUUAGGCACAUUACCCACCAUCCUUGGGUCAGAUGGGUCCAAAAAUCUUCCUCAUUUAUUAGUCAGAGGGAAAAGUCUGAAAUAGUUCAGUCUGUGGCACCAUACAGCUUUAAACUUUCACCUUUUUGUGCUUGUCAGUUGCCAAAUCUCUUCACCUUUAAGUGAUAUCAGAAUGUCUUUUCAGACAUGUGCCUCUUUGUUAUUGUGUGUUAAUCCAUAGCAAGUAUCAGUUUUUAAAUGCUAUACUUAUUAACCUUUUUAUUUCAAGGUGUGACCUUUUAGGUUGCAGAUAAACACUGUAUGUUGUACAAAAUUGCAGCUCACUAAGGUUCAAUUCCACUUUGCUUUUCUCAUUUUGGCUCCUUAACUUUACUGUAAAAUGAAGAGAAGAAUCUGUCUGGAAUUCCUCAGGCAAGCGUUGGAUUGGAAAGCAGACAUUUCUGAAAAUGGAGUUUCCCCUAAAACCUGGAUUUCUUACUGAGAGAAUUAGUGUCAUUUUGAAUUAUUUGCUGCAAGUAGCCUUCUUAUUCAGAAUUUUACACCGUCUGUCAUUCUUUCUCUGCAGUUCAGCCAUAAGCCCAGCGAAGAAUGUGUUACUAAAAUGCUAAUUCUGUGGACCAUAUUUUCUAUGAGUUCCUGGAAAGGUGUGUGUCUCAAAAUGUACUGUCUACAUUUUCCAGGCAGAUAUAGCAGUUAAGUAGUAAUCAGGAAGAACCAGAGAGCUUUAUCUCUUAAAACUUUUCUUUUUCUGAGCCAAUGGGAUAAACUGUGUAUUGGCAUUUCAGCGGAAAGAUAUGCAAGUUAUUUUCCAUGAGUUGUUAUUUUGCUGCUAUGUUGGGAUGAUAGACAGUAACUUGCUAUACAGGAAAUGGAUAGCAUCACUCACCAGUUAUCUUCAGACAUGUGUAUAUUUUUACUGAAAUGGAAGUUCUAUUUUCAGUUUCAAGGAUUGGCUAUCUUUAUUUUGAGAUGAAAGACUAGAAUGGAAAGCAGAUGUUUCUGCACUUCCCACAAUUGUUGUACAAUAUAACACAGCAGCUUGUAACUUCCUUGCAGUGUAGAACUAAAAGCAGUAUGAACUUUAAGUGCGUCUGUUGCCUUUCUCCUUGGAUAGAAUUUUAGGUCUACCUUCAUAUAUUACACUGAAAUCUUGCAGAAAUGAGAAACUCCUUUAUUAUGUUUUCUUACCAAUUUCAGUUUGCUCUUUUCACUGCGGAAAAUAUUUAGUCCCUUAUUGGCACAGGAUAGCAAAAGUUCCUUUCUAGGACAGAUGCAAAAUGUGUUCAGUUCUGCCUUGCUAUACAGCUUCAAAUAAAGUAGAUGAGAACUGUGGAGAGACAUAUGAGAGUAGCAUGGAGCCCUUGGUAACAAAAUUAGAAUUCACCCAUUGCCCUGGCCGCCAUUCCAUUUGCCCUGUGAAAAGGCUUCUAUCAUAACCUGCUUCUGCUUUGCAUCCCCUCUGUGUGCCUAUUUGUGGUGUUUUGUAUUUUUUCAUCCUUGUAGUUGGCUUCCUGUGGUUCUAAGAUGGCAAAUAUGCAUACUUCAGCUAUGGCUUGGCUUAUGCCAGGGGUUGCCAACCUGGUCCUAUGAGCACAUUAAAAACUGGGGAAACUGUCAUGGGCACUACACGCAUAGCAGAACCCGAGCACUCACUGCAACCUAUUAUGUUGACUACAAUGGAAUGCUGCUUCAAGACCAAUUUAAGUGGGGGUGGGGUGGGUCCCUGCAGACACCAGGAAAAGCUCUGUGGACUUGUGUGCUUAUGUGUGCCCAUGAGCAACACAUUGGUGACCCCUGAUUUAAUGCUAAACUUUCAGCACCUGCCCACAUGUCGGGUUGAACAGUAGGUGUUGCAUAGCUGCUCUUGUGCAUGCUUGUGCGAUCGGUUGCUUCUGAACUAGAUCAGAAUACGUGUAUUUGUAAAUGCGCCAUCUGAAAAGCUUGUCUUGUUGCUUCUUUGCUUCCCCGUUGUUAAAAUGAGAACGGAAACUAAAGAUUUGCUUUGUUUCAUCCUAAUAGGUAACUACUAACCCAAUCACAAUGAAGGACCAUCCUCUGACAGGGAGCCAAGUCAAAGUGGAGCAGUUAUUUGAAGACUCUGGCAACAGAAGGAGCAGUACUCUCCAGUCUUCAGGAAUAAAUGCCUCUGAGAGGUCUUUUCCAACUCCAGCAAAAGAUAAAAGCAUUGAUAGCAUAAGUACCAACAAAAAUAGUGGCAGCUUGACAAAAGCACACAAAACCGGAAGUCAGUCCCCAGAACAAGCACUGAAGCAAUACAAACAGCAGUUGUCAGCCUAUGAGCAGCAAGAAAUAUUGAACUUUCCUGAAAUUUAUUUUGUGGGUGCAAAUGCAAAGAAAAGGCAAGGAGUCAUUGGAGGCCCAAACAAUGGUGGAUAUGAUGAUGAACAAGGCAGCUACAUUCACGUGCCUCACGACCAUCUUGCCUACCGAUAUGAAGUACUAAAAAUAAUUGGAAAAGGCAGUUUUGGCCAAGUAGCUAAAGUUUAUGACCACAAACACCACCAGCAUUUGGCCUUAAAGAUGGUACGUAACGAAAAGAGGUUUCACCGGCAAGCAGCAGAAGAAAUACGGAUCUUGGAGCAUCUCAAAAAACAAGAUAAAACUGGUGGCAUGAAUGUUAUUCACAUGCUGGAGAGUUUUACCUUUAGGAAUCACAUAUGUAUGACCUUUGAACUCCUGAGUAUGAAUCUCUAUGAGCUGAUCAAAAGAAACAAAUUUCAAGGCUUCAGUGUGCAGCUGGUACGAAAGUUUGCCCACUCUAUACUGCAAUGUUUGGAGGCUCUUUAUAAAAACAAAAUCAUACAUUGUGACUUGAAACCUGAAAAUAUUCUUCUAAAACAACAAGGGCGGAGUGGAAUCAAAGUGAUUGAUUUUGGAUCCAGCUGUUUUGAGCACCAAAGAGUCUACACUUACAUACAGUCUCGAUUCUACAGAGCCCCAGAAGUCAUUUUGGGAAGCCGUUAUGGGAUGCCCAUAGAUAUGUGGAGUUUUGGCUGUAUUCUUGUGGAACUGUUGACUGGUUACCCUCUCUUUCCUGGGGAGGAUGAAGGCGAUCAGCUAGCUUGUAUGAUGGAGCUCCUUGGAAUGCCCCCACAGAAGCUGCUAGACCAAUCCAAGCGAGCCAAAAACUUCAUCAAUUCAAAAGGCCAUCCUCGUUACUGCACUGUAACGACACAGGCAGAUGGGAAAAUGACUCUUAAUGGCAGCAGAUCACGUAGGGGGAAAAUGCGUGGUGCUCCAGGCAACAAGGAUUGGGUCACAGCAUUAAAAGGCUGUGAUGACCCCGUGUUUAUAGAAUUCCUGAAAGAAUGUCUUAAUUGGGAUCCUUCUGCACGGAUGACUCCUACCCAAGCUUUGAAACAUCCUUGGAUUUGUAAACGAGUACCUAAGCCACCCUGCAUGGAUAAAACAUCAGGCAAACGGAUUGCUCAUUAUACGAGCUCUUUCCCAGGGAUAGGUUCCAGAUUACCCCCAGUUGUUGGGGUAGCCAACAAACUACGAGCUAAUCUAAUGUCUGACUCAAAUGCCAAUAUACCUCUAUGUACUGUGCUACCAAAAUUGGUCAGCUAAUAGAGAAUUACAUAUUCCCAGAGUACAUAUGCUGUGUUUUUAAUUAUAUCCUUGAAAUAUAAAAAGAUGACAGAAUGCGCAGAGGUCUUGGAAAAAAAGAGAGAAAAGAAAUGGAUUUUUAUUGAACACUAAAUCUUGUAUAAACACCCCCCCCAUCAAAACAUAAGCAUUUUAAGGGCUAUGAUUGUUUUAUCAAGUUGUUUCAGCUAGAAUGUGGUGCUUGUUACAUCACUUUUGAUAGGUCAGCACAUUUGUUUUGUUCAGUGAAGUUACGCACUAUGUAACAGAUGGAUUUUAUAGCACUGUUGUAAUAAAACUCAAAAACCACUGCUCAUGCGGACAGUCUCACUUAGCAGACAGUUUGCUGCAAACCACUUCAAAGAUAAAUAAACUAUGCAUUUAAUUAGCCACAAGUGAAUACAUCAAAGAAUGAUGGUCAAAAAGCACAAUAUUUUAAUAUCUAUUGGUUGUUGUUGUUGUAGUAAUUUCAAUGUACUGAGUGCCAGAUUUUGGUGUUUGGGAAGUCUUUUGUCUUUGCCAGGAACCCUCCUUAAAUUUGCUUGCAGUCUGUGGCAAUAAAACACUCCUAAGAAGAGUGGGUGCUGUCCUCAUGCUACGAAGAUACUGGUCUUGGGACUCUAGGUAUAAUGUGCUUGGUUCCUUUCCCUCAUCCAUCCAUCAUGCAAAAUUGACUGAACUAAUCUUUAUAAUUUAGCAUUUGUUUGUGGAGGUAGAAAUGUCUCCUUGCCUUUUAGUGUCAUUAUUUCCCUGAAGGGUAGUUCUUUUACUGUCUUGUAGCAAAAACAACAAGAGUUUCAUGGUAACGUAAAGACUACCCCUAAUUUAUUGUGGCAUAUGGUUUCCUGGAUUACAGUCCUCAUCUGAAGAAUGCACCUGAUGAAGUGCACUCUAGUCCAUGAAAACUUUUGCCAUAAAAAUCUUUCAGGUGUCAUGAGAUUCUGUUCUUUCAAAGUAAGCUGCUCUUAAUUUUAGUGAAUUGGUUCAAGGACAAACUGUUUUAAAGCAAGUGCAGUUUCCAAGAGGUUGGGGCAAGGUUAAUAUGCCAGUAAUUGAAAGUUCAUUGUGGAGGUGGGUUCCUGCCCUUGAGCGAUUUGCAUAAUCUGAUUGAGGGUUCAGAAGUUUUGUACAGUAAAAUGUAAUGAGAUGUAGCAGUGUCUGAUUACUGGAAAAUAAAAGGUGGAAGAUGUGUAUUAAUGAUUAAGAUAGAGAGAAGUUUGCUUCUGAGUUUAAACCUCCAAACUUACAUUAUUUGACAGUCACACACUUGUUACGUUUCACAGCAGUUUUACAUAUACCUGAGGCACAUUUUAUAAGCAGUACAAACUUAACAGAUUACUCUGACUGAAAGAAGUCUCCCAGCCAAAGGCGUUGUUAGUGUGAACUUGUGUCAGAUGUUGAUCAGUCAGUUAAGUCAAUGAGUAUUUUCGUUCAGGGUGGAAUCCAGCAUUGCAUGAGCAGGCUUACCCUUCUCCACCCUGGAGCCACCCACCAAAAAUCUUUGUGGAGUUGGGGAACCUUUCAGAACUGGUUUGGGGAGGCUACAAGGGAAGGAGAGGAAGGGAUACCUGUUUCACUUGUGCACCAAUAGUGUUGGAAUCAGUCCUGUUUCUGCAUUUUGUCAUUUGUUGACCCAUUCUGUGAGGUUGUUAAUUCUUGAUAGGAAAAGAGCCAGUCACCGACAGACCAAUUUGCAUCAUCCUUCUGUAGCAAAUAUUACAUGCAGGAUACAAUACCAGCAUUUUUUCUACUCUCCAAAUACAUUAUCUGCUUUUAAAUUAAGAUUGUCUUUCUCUGUAACUGUAAUGUAUAUUCCAAAUUGCAUUUGAAUUAUUAUUAUUAUUGGAGUUAUUUGUACACUCAGAAUACUCAUUCCCCACUUGGGCUCAGUUUUUUAAGAAUUUGCAUUCAGUACCUGAAAGCCAUGCUGCCCCUAUACACAACCUGCCCUGAUUCAAAUUAAAAACCCUAUGUGUAAGUCAACUGGGCUGUACUAUGAUCCAUAUAUCCCCAUGGGGUUCUUAUUUGAAAUGGAACUUUUAAACCUGCAAAUAUAACAGUAGUAAUGGUCACAAUGCCAAUAAGUCUUCAAGAUGGUUUAUAGAUAAAAGGCUACUGUAGUAUCUCAGUCCUUGGCAGCAGAGAUUGUGAGCGGAGGGGAAAAGUGCAUAGACUGCAGUAAUUUAGCUGAAAUAAGCAAAUAGGUCAUUAAUAGUGCAGAUAAGGAAACAACAGCCAGAGAAGAAAAGCAGUCUUUUAUUAGACACUUUUCUUUGGCAUAUGGAUCAGUUGCAUCCCCAAGCUCAGAGAAACUGUCAUCUAACUAUCAUUUUCCUUUUGCCAUCCUUUCUGUGAAGUUAGGCAAACUUAAACUUCUCUCAAAGAUAUCUAGAAGCUGUUUAAAUUUCGUGUAGCUUAAUCUACAAUGGCUUGAAUAUUCUGUUUGUGUUUCUGUGAUGCUAAUUCACCUGUGCUUUAAAAUUACAGUGGUGCCUCGCAAGACGAAAUUAAUCCGUUCCGCGAGAGUCUUCGUCUAGCGGUUUUUUCGUCUUGCGAAGCAAGCCCAUUGACGGAUUAGCGCUAUUAGCGGUUUAGCGGCUAUUAAAGGCUUAAAGGCUUAGCGGAUUAGCUGCUAAAAGGCUAUUAAAGGCUUAGCGGCUUAGAUAAAGGGGGGGGAAAGCGAAAAAAAAAUCUCAAGACUCGCAAGGUAUUUUCGUCUUCGAAGCAAGACCAUAGGGGAAUUCGUCCUGCGAAGCAACUUCAAAACGGAAAACCCUUUCGUCUAGCGGUUUUUCCGUCUUGCGAGGCAUUCGUCUUGCGGGGCACCACUGUACCAGGAGUGAAACAGAGGCAACUUCAGGAACUGAAAUCAAUUAUCAAUAAAGCCUUUUUAUUACCCUUUAGGCUUAGUAAUUGUAAACAACCCCCCCCCCCCCCCGAAUAGUUAAUUGUCUGCAGAAAGUCUUUAAAUUAAACUGGGGGUCUUUUUAAACUAACAUCCUGUCCCCUCCCCCUUUUUGACUGAAAUGGCUCAUAUAUGAUGAUAUCGGCAACAUCUCCACUAAUCCCAGGAGGACAAGCAAAAAGCUGAUUGUGCACCCAGACCUUUGUACUGAAAGAUCAGCUGAAAAGUUCACUUCUCUAGAAUAGAGUAAUAGCAUUGUGAAAACUAAGAGCUUAAAUAUAUUGAACAAUUUGCACUACUUAGUUAUUAUAGUUACACUGUGUCAAGCAUAAAGUGCAUGCUUUCCCUAAAAAAGUUGUUUGGCUUUUUUGUUAAUUUUAUUCUAGACUUGUUUGGCCUCCUACCAGCCCCAUUGGUAAAGGAAAUCAAUCACUUUGCAAACAUUUGAUUUAGUUUUUAAAUCUGUAAUUAGUGAUUUCCUAAAUUAAGCUGGAGAAGGGAUUCAGUAGGCUACAAGGCCUCUACCAACACAUGAUUCUGUGACUAAGAAUAUGUUGCAGAUUGUUAAUGAAAAUAAAUUUCUCUCUACAGGCAGCCCUCCAUUUAUGAGUGUCCAAUAUGCAUGUGAUCGUGUCUAUGCGCAUCACACAGAACCCGGAAGUGACUCAGACACGUCAUAUAGACAUUACUGAAAUGUCACUAAAAGGGCGCAGUGGAUUGUUUGCAGGCUUUUCCAAUGGGUUACAAUUAUACACAAAUGGGGGGCUGCCUGUACUAAUAUAUGUGCUGUGUUGGAUAGAGCUGUGUGCCUGAAUUAAAGCAGUAACAACAGCAUCACUUAGGUAAUUAACUACAGUACGUUUUCAGAUGGGGUAACUGAUUUAAAAUACACUUUUUAAUGUAUGGUCUGACUUCUUCCACAAAUUUCAGUCCUAUAAAAGAUCUCUAGCCUGAGAGUGUUAAUAACGUUACCUCUCAGGAAAUAUUGGAAAGAUUUAUUCCAGCCAUGUAAUGCAAUUACCAUAAGUGAGAACACUUGCCUAGGUUAGUACAAGAUUCCACUGAUGCUAGUCAUAUUGUGUACUGUCUCUUUCAAUCUCCGUUAUAAAAUGAUAAGUAUCUGAAAUCCUUGGAAUAGUCAAAUGCUCAUGGAAAAUGUUGUUUGCAAAUAUUUGGAUGUAAUCAGUUUUACUACUAAGACAUCUAUCAAUAUUAGAACUAUGUAAGAGGUUCAUUAGUAAAUAUGCACUGCUAAAAUUACAAUUUAAUGUUCCCACUUCUUGUCUAUUGUGCCAUGCUUUACCAUCCUGCAUCCAUUUCCAUUCAAUACUGCUCAAGGGGCAGUAUCCAUCUCCAUAAUUUCAAGGAUUUUCACUUGCACAAUGGAAUUGCGCCCCCUCCAUUUGUGUACACCACACCCUCCCCAAAAUGCUUCCAGGGUGUUGGGGAACAGAUUUCUGCUCAGAACAGAUUUAAGGGGCACACAGGAGAAGGAGAGGGUGGAAGUUACAUUGUGCAAGCAGAAAUCCUUGUGUUGAUGGAAUUGAGGGAGUUCGUGCUACAUUGAAUGCCAUGCAAGGUUUCCAGUAUAUUAAAAUUUGUCUAGAAUACUUGAGUUAGUUUUGAAAGUUGUAGCAUCUUUAACAAGGUGAACAAUGCAGUGAAUGUUGACCUGCAUGAUAGAUUCAUCUCUGUGUGAAGGAACACUUGGGAAAUGUCCCGUUUUUAACUUUAUUUAAGUGGGAAUGAAAAAUAUUUCCUAAAACUGUAAUUAAUGUAUUCUUUUUAAAAGUAGUUUUCUUUUGCAAAAGGCUGUAUGUACUUCCAAAGAAAAAAGUUGAAACCAAAACAAUUUGCUCUUACUAUUUAGCAGUUAGUGAAAAACCCAUCAAAAGGAACCAACAUCCACUACUUUGUAAGAAAUACCCUGUAGCCUAAAUCAGUAGUUCCCAACACGUUUCAUGACCUGCAAAUAAAUCCUGUGCAAAUGGGUUGUGGCCUUUAGAAGUAAACCCAAAAUAAUUAUUGCUUUUGGUUCUUAACUGGUAUGAUAUCUCCUACACUGUUUUGUUUUGUUGUGUUGACACAACUGAAUGUCAGAAAGGCUCAAGUCUUACAAAUAACACUUGGGAAAAACUCUCUGGCAGCUGGUGGCAGAUCCCGUAGCAGUGACCAUUACAGCUUGCCUCUCAUGCAUAGGUGCUGCUUUCAGCAAAUAGUCAUUCAAAACAUCUCCCUAUCUGAGCACCUUAUGGUGAAGUGUUGCUUGAUCUGCUGCUCGGGUUAAUUAAUCAUUUAGCCAAUGGUGAGAUGACGUUUGCUUAGUCAAACUUUGUCCAGUACUUUUGUGCUGAAGAAACAGAGAAUUCUGAGUGGGUGUGAAACCCAUUUGCAGCUGAUGUCACACAGUUGUUUGUGCUAAAAGAACAACUCAUUGAACUGUCAUAUGAUAGGACCCUCAAAGAUAAAUUUUCAGAAGUGGGUUUAUCAGAUUUUUGGCUUCAUGUUACCAAAAUUGCUCAGUUACCACUGAGUAUCCUGAUUAAGUGAUUACAGAUUAAGUGAUGCCUGUGAUGCUGCCAUUUGGUAGCACAUAACAAGACAAGCUUUUCAGCAGUGAUUGCUCUGAAGAAGAAAUACAGUAGCGAGCUACGUAUCAGUAAUGAUCUGAAGCUACGUCUGACAACCAGCAAACCCUGCACCGACCUACUCAUUGGCAAAAUACAGACUCUGACAUCCUGAUUCUCGCAAAAAUGGACUUAAUAUCAAUAAAACUAUUUAAAAUCCUCAUACUUCCAUUUUAUCUAACACUGCUUAUGUAGCUAUGUAUUCACAAUAAAAAAAAUUGUAGCUUAUGAAGAAAUAACCUACAACCAGACAUCUGAUGUUCUUACAUUCCCAAAAACAAAACUAAAUAACCUCGUAGGUACUAUAAACAUGUCCACAAAUUCCAGUAAAUUUGGGGUUCUGGGGCAACAUACCAAAAAGGCUGGGAACCACUGUUUCAGAUGGUUCGUAGAUCAAGCAACAAAUGAAUAGGAGUAAAAUUUUACCUAGUUUUGUCCCUAGCACUAUGCCUUUUUAAUGAAUUUACUAUGCUACAUGAGUGAUGGGUCAGGGAGGUUAUCAGCCACUUAUGACACACAUGCACCAACCAAGGUGUCCUGUUUACUCCCAUGAACACAUUUUAUAGCUACUGGUAUUCCUCAGUGUUGUGACUAUUGCUUGCUUGUAAGUCUCAUUGAUGCUAAUAGAUCUUGCAAGCACUGCCAUAUAUAGUGUAGAUAGAUACAAACAUCUACAGAAGGUAAUCUUCAUGUUUAAACUCUUGGGCUGAUGUAUCCGUCUUGGAACUUUGUUUCUAGAUCUUCACAUCUCCACUCAAAUGAGUCCACCCUUCUUCUCCCUCCAUCAUCUUACCGCCAUCAACAUCUGUGGUUCUCUUGAGUUUGUUUGUAUGUAUUGUCCUCUUUGACCCAUUAAAGAAAGUGUUGUACAUUAAAGAAAA